CCAAAGUGUCUAGACUGGCACAUGAUGGGAGGGAGCCAAUGACUCCAGCGCUCUCCUAGGGGGCCCUGCGUGUGUGUUUUAGAAGAACAAAAAAGAGAGAGAGGGAAGAAGUGGGGGGGACAGAGAGAGGGAGGGAGAGGCGACGAGGGUCUCCGCUGCUCGGGAGGCAGAUCUCGGCGGCCCCCCAAGCCCGGGGGGCGGAAGAAGGAGGAGGAGUGAAGUCGGGGGGCUCUACCCUGGGUGGACGCCUCUGCCCCCAGGAGCCUCGCCGGCCCUUCUGCAAGCACCCAGGGCUUCGCUUGGCGUGGAUUUGCUGAGGCUGCUCCGGACCGCCGAGGAGGAUUUGGGGCGCCUUUUCUCCCCGAGCGGCGGCGGCGACGACGGCGCUUCUUCUCAUGCGCCUGCUGCAGUGCUGCCUCUCCUGCCGCCGCCGCCGCGUUUCUCUCGGGCUGGGAUCUUGAGUACCGAGCCAAGCCAUGCGCGGCGCCGCCAGCCUGCUCCUUGCCCCGGGGGGCGGCCAGCCUCUAACUUGGGAAGGCGUCGGGGCAACUUUUUAAAAGGCGCCCCAGCCAGACGCAAAGGAAGGACCGCGGCGUCGAGGGUUUGCCAGGGCGAAAAGGAAAAAGCCUGGGGGAGUUUUGUUGUUUUGUUUGCUUGCGCGCUUGUUCGUGGAAGGGCUCCCUCGCAAGGAGGGGGGCCGGCAAGCCUUCCCCGUCCCCUCCUGGCUCUCGGGGCUCCAUGUAGGGCCGAGGGGGCGGGCUGCGGCGGAUCCCCCGCUCGCCAGGACGCCGGCCUGCGGGGCUCCACUCUAUGCCAUUGCUGCCUCCUUCCCCCAUGCGGCUGCCCGGCCGGCGCUUCUGGGCGAGUGGCUGGGCCGGGCGGGCGAGGAGCCCCCGCGGUUGCUCCGGGCGCCGGCGCCGCUGCCGUCGUUGCUGGGUCUCCUUCAUGCGGCCCUCGUUUGGGAGGAUCUGACCCGGAGCCAGGAAAGGCCAGCAGCUCCGCGGCCGGGCGAAGCGUAUGUUCAGGUCCAAACGGGCAGGGCUUGUGCGGCGACUUUGGAGAAGCCGGGUCCUCCCCGACAGAGAAGGCGUCGGAGGAGGGGGAGGAGGAGGAGAUGGUGGCGGCGGCGGCGGCGGCUCCACCGGCAGUAGUACCGGCAGCCUCAGGAAGAGCCAUGAGCGAGGGGGCAGCGACGGCAGGAGCCCGGAGAAGCCCCCUGCGAGCGGCAGGCGAGCGGUGACCGGCGGAGGCGCCGUCGAGGAGCCGUGCGCUUUGGAGAGGUCCAUGGCGCACGGCGAGGGCGACCCUCCGGCGCCCCCCGAGGUGGAAGAGGAGGCAGCGGCCGUAGCAGCAGCAGCAGUGCGGGAGGACGCCGAGGAUGGCGGCUCCGACGGCGGCCUCGAAAGGGACAGCCCGUGGUGGGCGCAGGAGAGCGACGGCAUGACCGUCACCUGCUGCCUCUUCAAGGAGAGGGACGCCGACGCUGACGCCGUCUCGCCCCGGCCCCGGGAGCUGCCAGCCCGGGAAGGGCGCUCCAGGCUCUCUCUGCUGGAGCAGGAGCUCAAGGCCGUCACGUACUCACUCCUGAAGCGCCUCAAGGAGCGCUCCCUCGACAGCCUCCUCGAAGCCGUCGAGUCCCGCGGCGGGAUGCCCAGUGACUGUGUCCUUGUCUCCCGCGCCGAGGUGCGCCUGGGCGGUCAGGCGGCUCCUCCGCACCUCCUGCUGGGGAAGCUCUUCCGCUGGCCGGACCUCCAGCACCCGGCCGAGCUGAAGCCCCUGUGCGAGUGCGGCAGCUUCGGCCUCCCCGACGGCCCCACGGUGUGCUGCAACCCCUAUCACUUCAGCAGGCUGUGCGGGCCAGGUUAGUAGCACCGUCGAUUGCCUCGGGGCCACCCGGGGCGCGGGAGGGCUGGGCAGCUGGGAUGUCCUGAGGUGGUUCAGGGAGGGGGACUGGAGUAUUGGGGAAGGUGCAUCUUCAUAAAGGAUCCACAGUUACACCCCCUCCCAUUUGAAGUAUUCAGUGUUGAAAAUCAACAUGCACAGGCAUCUUGGUGAAAAUUCUCUCACUUGGAUCUCCUUUGACCAUGGUGGCUGAAUAGGAGCACCAUAGAUAGAGCCACUGUAUUUCUGAAUUCAAUUGCUGGGGGCAAACGACAUGGGGAGAAUCUUAUCACCUGUGUGGCUAAAAUCAAGGGGAUUGCUGCAUUAUGGGAUCCAUAAUGCUGGCCUAGAUCAGAGAUGGGGGACCUGUGGCCCUUAGACGCUGUUGGGUUCCCUGCUCCCAUGGAUCACAGGAUCUGCAGUUGAACAGUGUCUGCAAGACCAGCGGUUCCCCAUCUCUAGGUCAGAUGCAUCUUUGGUCUGAACCAAGAGGGAAUGAUGUUUUUGCAAGUGUAAAAGUUUGCCUGGAGUGGCAUAAGCAACUUCCAGAAUAGUUUGCCAUAGGAGGCAUCUCAAAGGUGGGCAGAUGGAGUUUGGUACGGAUAGCCAAUUUGAUGCCCUUCAGAUGUACAUAGGAAGCUCCCUUCUUCUGAGUUAGACCUGUGUCCAUCUGCCUCAGUGUAGCCCAUGUGGUCCCCUCCAGAUGCUGAUGUACUACAACUCCCAUCAGUUCCAUUGGCCAGGGAUGAUGAGAGCUGUUGUCCAACAACACCUGGCUUCCUGGAGAUGCAAGGGAUUGGGCCUGGAACCUUCUGCAUGCAAAACAGGUGCUCUACCCCUGAGCUACCGCCCUUUCAUAGGGCUAUGGUUCUUGAACUACAACUCCCAGCCAGCAUGGCCAGUGUUCAGGGUCAGGGAUGAUUGGAGUUUGGGUCUGACAGCAUUUGGAGGGCAUGACGACGGCUGCCGGCUCAAACUGCCAGAUGUAACGACUGUCCUGUGGAAGUUGGUGCACAACAAUCUUUGUUAGUCUUGGAAGGUGCUGCAGAAUUCUGGUGCCUUUGUAUCUCUUUCUCACCCUGUUUAUUUGAGAGGCACUCAGCCUGCUUUGAAAACAAGUUUUCAGUGCCAGAUCUCAGGCUUGGCACAUGUGACAUGAUGGGAACCUCCUUGGGGCAAGGACCUGAAUUUUUGUGUGUGAGAAACUCUGCAAAGUGCCAUGUCUAGCGAUAAUCUUGUAUAUGUAGCUAAUCGUAGCAGCAUAGGAAGGAACAUCGCAAACUGGUUCCUCUAGCUCACUACUGUCUACACUGGCUGGCAGUGGUUCUCCAUGAUUUCAGUCUUUCUCCCUGCCCUACCUGGAGAUUAAACAUGGGACCUGCGUGCAAAGCAGAUACUUUAUCACUGAGCUACAGCCCUUCCCUGCAUAUCUGAGCAUGUGCAGAAUGGAUUCUGGGAUUCUGGUGCAUCGUGUUGAAGUCAUAGGGUGUGAUCUCCAGGAUGCCUAGAGCCACACAGUACCUCUCUGUUUAUGGUUAACAACUUCUAGCCAUUUCCUUCUUAAGCUAGGAAUGUUGAUCUGAACUUAUUUUGUCCACCACAUGAGCAGUUCAAGUUACAGGCCACUUUGGGGAUGAUAAGUUUGGAAUGGUGAUGGUUCACGCAAUGCAUGGAACCAGAGACCUCUCCGCUUUGCCACCCUAUGGCUGAUUCAUAUGUACAGGUUCUGCACUUGAAAACUGCAGCACCCAACGGUGGCCUGCAUCUGUGAAGGAAGCAUCCCAGGAGCUUCCUGUUCCCCUCAGACCCAGGGCUUCCCAUACCAAGUUGGUGGACACAUCCCACUGCCACUCAUCAAGACCUGGUUCACUUAGAAACCGCAGGCAUCAGAUAAAACAACCUGCAUGUGUGGAUGCACCAUCACAGUUCCAUGCGCCCCCAAGAGAACUGUAAAAUGUCAGAGGCUUGCAGAAGUCAGUGUUCCAGUUGAGGGUGAUCCAGCGUUGAGAAAUCAAGUGAUGUACAUGCUUGUCUGAAGUGGUCCUUAUUUAUUGCACCACCUGUGGCCAGUGGCUACUUACUACCAGAGCAGAGCAGCUUGCAGGUUCUGUGUGCCACAGAUCUGUUGAUGUUUGGUGCUCAGCCCUUGGAAGUUGAACUGAUUUUCCUUUUCAGUGUUGACAGGGCUGUUGUGCAAUUUUGACAGGCGCAGUGUGGAAAGCGCACUGGUUACAGUAUUUUUGGUCCAACAUAGUUCAUGACGAUUGGUCAAAGAAUUUAAGCCAGAGACGUCAUGCUGUGCCCAGGCCUGUAUCCCAACUUUUGAGAGUGAGAGAUAAAAACAUAAGUAUAGCCCAUCUAACAUAGCAUCCUGCUCUCACAGUGGCCAACCAGAUACCUAUGGAAAUCCCACAACAGCAUUCUCCCCAUCUGUGAUUCCAGCAAGUGGCAUACAGAGGCAAACCGCCUUUGACAUUCACUAAUAGCCUCAAGCUCCAUGAAUUUGUCUAAUCCUCUCUUAAAGCCAUCCAUGUUGGUGGCCAGCGUAAUAAUAAUAAUAAUAAUAAUAAUAAUUUAUUAUUUAUACCCCACCCAUGUGGCUGGGUUUCCCCAGCCACUCUGGGCAGCUUCCAACCGAAUAUUAAAAACAAUACAGCAUCAGACAUUAAAAACUUCCCUAAACAGGGCCGCCUUCAGUUGUCUUUUAAGAGUAAAAUAGUUGUUUAUUGCCUUGACAUCUGCUGGGAGGGCGUUUCACAGGGCAGGCGCCACUACCAAAAAGGCCCUCUGCCUGGUUCUCUGUAACCUCACUUCUCGGAGGGAGGGAACCGCCAGAAGGCCCUCGGCGCUGGACCUCAGUGUCCGGGCUGAACAAUGGGGGUGGAGACGCUCCUUGAGAAUAUAGGAGGACAAUCCACUUCAUUGAUGCCAAACACGUUACUAGGGGAAAAGGCCAGCUGAAGAUAGUGGCCAAGGUGACACAUCAUGUUUAGCUGGAAACCUUGGUUUACACAAGAACAUUGUGCCCGUUCUGAUCCUCACCAUUCAUGUUGGAAGGAAACAAAGCACGAUUCCUGAAGCUACAUCUGAACUGUAAGAACAUAUGAAGAUCCUGCUGGAUCAGGCCAAUAGCCCAUCUAGUCCACAGGGAUCAUAGUUGGUUUAGCUUAAGUAAACCAUGACUGGUAUGGCAAGAACAAACUUUGGUUUAUCAUUAUGGUUUGCUUUGGGUGCAACAAACCAUGGUCCCAAGUUCUGCCACUAAAGCCAGGGAUUGUGGUUGGUUCCUCCUCUUGUGAGUACCAAGGAGGCAAGUGGGUUGGGCUCAAUGUUCCAGAUGUUUUCAACUACAACUCCCACCAUCCCUGACCAUUGGCCAUGCUAGCUGUGGCUUUUAAAAAUAUAUAUAUAAAUGCAGAGAUGCUUUAAGGUCUACCAGCCAAAAAGCCCUGGAGCAAAGCAAAACUGGCAACAGAGCACCUUUGCUCAUAUUUCAAUUCCUCCCUCUUUUGGAAUAGAUCGUAGCUUAAAUUAGGGAAAGCACUCAGGGUCUAUUUAUAUACACAGGGAUCUCUUAUAUAGUAUUAUACACACACGGACACACAUUUGGCACAUUCUUGUUUUCUUAAAUUAAAAUACUGCUUUGCUUUACUUUACGCAUGUCUAAAACCAGGUGUGUUGGACAGCAGGUGGUAAUGCCGUACUAAAACACAGGCCUUUAUUGAAUAACACCCUAGUGUAGUGUUUGUUCUGUGCUCUGUCUGCCUCAAGGGUUUGCUGAAGACUGAUGUCAAGCAUUGUCCGAGCGAGGGCUGUUUCACACAUGCACGUGCAUCCCUUGACUUCUCUGAUUAAUGCAUCUUUGCUUUGGAUUUGCUGACUCUGGCAGAUUUCGUGUGAAGCCUUGUAUCUGAGUAGAUGAAAAAGUCCCUGGGUCGCCCAUUCACAUGCGCACGCACAGGACACCUGAUUCUUGGCCCACUAAGAAAGCGGCAUCAUCUCCCUGGAUCAAAGGCUGCACUGGGAACCUGUUUGCUGAGUUUAAGCUUUAUAUGUUACUUAUAGUUAUUUCGUGUAUGAAAUGCAUAUCUUGCCACUCAGUGGCCGUAUUCAAAGUGACAAAUGAAAUUGGCAUUGGUUAUCCGGUUGCAAGGGAGACUUAGUUCUCACAAGCAGCUGAUGAGCUUGGUAAGAGUUGUCCCUCCUCAGAUUGCAGGGUGGGGCUUGCAUGAUUGAAAAAAAAUUUCCUUGCCCACAAAAAAGCCCUAGAUGUCAGGGGAAAGAGUUCCCGUCUUGGCUUCCUUUGUAUCUCCAGGGAGUCUGGUUUUUUUUUGUUGAGGAACAAAGAAAAUUGCUGCCUUAUACUGGGUCAGGCCAUUGGUCCAUCUAGUUCAGUAUUGUCUACACUGACUGGCAGCAGCUUUUCAUGGUUCAGGUUAGGGACAUUUCUGGCCCUACCUAGAGAGAUUGAACCUAGGACCUUCUGCAUGUAAACCAAACGCAAGGACCAUUUUGUAUGGCAAACCUCCACUCUAAAGUGGUGCAAUUCAGGUCUACCUCCUCACCUCCUUUUUGCAAAAACUGGGACAAAGUUUAUUUCACAAGGGGUAAGAAUAGCUCAAAAAAUGUAUGGUGAAAAUCGAAGCCUGCCUACUUCUUCAUGGUUGUCCAGGGCUCUCCUGGACCCUUCCCUGUGCGACAAGAGAUGAUGUUGGUCACAGUGAUAUUUGACCUGGGGGAACCGGGGUGUUUUCCUCCCCUCUCCAGAUCGCUGUCACCCCGAUCAACGCUCCAGUCAUUGCUUGGCUCUAAACAAGGAAUUGUGACCCGACAUAGGGAAGCUAUCAGACGCAUUAGUUCACCAAGCUCUAUAUUGUCUGCACGGAUUGGUAGCAAUGGCUCUCCAGGGUUUAAGGAAGGGUUCUCUCCCAGUCCUAACUGGAGAUGCUGUUGGGGAUUGAACCUGCAACCUUCCGCAUGCAAAGCAGAUGCUGUGUCAAGCAGCUGACGGGAAUCCUGUUCAGCCCCCCAUCUGGCUGCAGACAUUUCCCAGGUAUGAUCCUCUACAGACUUUCAAGCUGGUGUAACCAAUGAGUCCAGUCUCCAUUCAGAUCCCUCCUGCUAUGAAUUCUGCACCUGGCAAGUUCUUCUCUUCUCAGCCUCAGAACUGUAAAAUGCAAAUGGAGGCCUACCCUACCGGGUUGUUGUGAGGAUUAUAACAUGGCAAUGGAUGGAGCUCCAGAGAAUAUUGUUUAUGAUUAUUAUUUUCAGAGUGUUCAGGACCAGAAACACGGGUGCUGAAUUCUGCAUCCAGACCCAAAUUCCGUGCCUUUUCUGUGCUUGUGUGGAAACGAUGAAGCCCCAGGUGUGGGAACCCUCUUGCCACUAAUGCAGAAUGAGUGCAAGUGGGGUGUUGGAAUAGGACCUGGGAGACCAGGGUUCACAUUCCCUUUCGCCUCUGAAGCUCACUGGGUGACCUUGGCCAGUCACUAUCUUUCAGUGUAACCUACCUCGUAGGGUUGUUGUGAGGACGACUGCGAGAACCUUGUAUAUUACGUGAGCUCCUUGGAGGAAGAAUGGGAUGUCAAUGUAAUAAUAGUCAUAGAAAAUCUGGACAAUCAGCUAGACAAAACAUGGUAUUUCCUUCAAGACAGUAACCCAUUCUUCUGCUUCAGGGGCUGUGAGGUGGGCUGUCUGUACCUUAGUGGCUGAACACUAGCUUAGCAGGCUGGAAGUCCCAGGUUCAGUCCUCGCUAUCUCCAGGUAGGACUGGGUAAGGCCCAUAUUUGUAACCCUGGUGAUUCCCUGCCAGUCAGAGUAGACAGUAUAGUGGUACCUCGGGUUACAGACGCUUCAGGUUACAGACUCUGCUAACCCAGAAAUAGUACUUUGGGUUAAGAACUUUGCUUCAGGAUGAGAACAGAAAUCGCGCGGCGGUAGCGGGAGGCCCCAUUAGCUAAAGUGGUACCUCAGGUUAAGAACAGUUUCAGGUUAAGAACGGACCUCCAGGACUAAUUAAGUUCUUAACCUAAGGUACCACUGUACUGAGCUAGAAGGAUCAGUGGUCUGACUGGUUUGAGGCAGUUUCCUAUGCCCAUAUUUUUACCUGCACCCCAGGGUGGGUUCCUGGGUGUCCUAGAUGAAGCAGGCUGCGGUCACCCUCACUUUUGCACAGUUCUCCCAGCUUCCUUCAGUGGAAGUCUUGAGGCAUCAAGAGAGUGCAGAUUUCCCCACCGCUUAACACCAGCAACACCUGUUGAUCCCAGCAGAGCACAUCAAUGGAUGGUGUGCUCCAGGCAGCAAGGGGUUAACGUUUUGCAUCAGGGGCUGCAAUUUGAGGUGGGGAAGAGAGGCUGGGGGGAAGAGAGGCUGGCUUCCCUUGGCUGGCCCCCUUCACUCCCUGUGGCCAUGGGGUCUAUAGGAUGCCAGGAGGGUGAAGUAAGAGUAGGCAGCAGCCCUUGUACUCCCUGUAACUUAAUACAGAGUAGUGCAAAUGAGAUUUCUCCCUUCAUCCCUAAACACCAUCUUCUGCGCAUUCUUACUGUGUGUUUUUGAAAAGGGCCGUGUUAGACAAAGUUUGGCAGGAUGGCGCCUUUUACAACCUGGUGUCCCCCCCCCCCCCAGAUGUUUUGAAGUACAGUUACCAUCAGUGUUGUUGUUGUUUUUAACAUCCAGGAUCCUUUCCCCUCUUCUGUUGCCAUUGGACCAAAUUCACACACAAACGCCACCAUCCAUUUCUGCUUCCAUCACAGGAAUAGUUAGCAUUCACCAAAGCAUUUGGGAAGAAGGAGAUCCAAGAUUCUCCCUUAUCUCAUUCCUCUGCUCUGACAGCAGGCGCUGGAAAUGUAGAAAUCAAGACCAGCAAAAGCAAACAAACAGCUUGGUGGCAUUUAAAAAAAAUAUAGAUCCACUUUGUUUGAGUUCGAUUCCCAAAGGGGCUUCAGCGAACACGUGUUAAAUUAAGCAAAACUCUGUGGGAAGAAAAGGCUGAGCAGGCUUUGGACUUGUUUUCCCAAGACAGCCCUAAGUAAAUUUGCACAGGAGUAAGAGCCACCACACAAGGAAGUGUGCUUAACUCUCAUCGCAGGCUCCUUCUCUUUAGAAAGGCAAAUUUUGCCUUGCCUGUUUUUGCAUUUUUUGUUUUCGGUGGUAGUAACCGUAUCCACAAAAUUACUGCCCUUUCGGCAAUGCCGAAGGAGACUUAACCUUUUUGGAGGGGAUGUAUAGAAAAUCACUGGUUUUCUUCAGGCAAAAGAAAAUGGGAGUUAAAGAGAAACGCACAAACACACAAGUCUCUUUUUCUUUUGGCCUGGCAUUAUCCCCUUUCAACGGAGAUCAGUUUCAAGUUGUUCUUAAAAAGCACCCCCUUCCUUCCCCCCUCCCUCCCUUCUUUUCCUUAGCAGGUUCCCCCCUCUUGCUAUUUAGGUGAAGAAGUGGUGAUAAUAUGCAGUUUGCAUUUUGCUGGCGCCAGCCUGACUGGCAAUUUAUCUGACUGCCUCUCUUAAAGCUGCAGUGCCCCUUUUCCUAACUUCUGGGGUUUUUUAUUAUUAUUGCAAGUUGGGUUUUUUCCAUUUUUUUAAAAAGCAGCAAAACCUGCCUUCCUGUUGAAACUCAUUAAGAGAAGGAAAAACCAGCUCUACGAACCUGAAUUUUCUGUUGCCCUAACUAUAGAAUUCAGUUCACGUAGAAAUUAAAUUGUCUAAGAAACUUGACUUGGACACAGGAUCCUAGAUCUUGUUCUUUGGUUGACAGGAGUCUCUCUCUCUCUCUCUGUGCGCUUUUCUCUCUCUUAAUUCUGUUCUGUGUUGCUGCAAGGGGAGCGGGGAAUCUCCCCCCUUUUUUUGGCAAGUCAGCUUUCCUUAAUUUCCUUAAUUCUCUUUGUUUUGCAAUCCCCAUUCACUUUGGAUCUUUCCUACAGGGAGUGAUGGAAUUUCUUUCUCUCGAAUAUUCUCUCGAAUAUCACUGGAACAUGGAGUACCGUGUUCUUUGUAACAAAUGUGCACUGACUUUGUGUCGAGGGUUUUGGAUGGAAGGGUUUUGUUGAACACCUCUCAAGAAAGAGAACCCCCAAAAUGCAGCUUUUGAAAAAAUGUGACAGUGUUGCUCUGGAUUCUUUCCGCAGCAGUGUCAAAACUCUACAGAUGACUUUCUUGGCUCCUAGAGAAACCCCAUAAUUUGUCACCCUUUGGAUCUUGGAACAGGGUAUUUUCAGGCACCUCUGAAAACUAUAGUUCCCAGGUUUCCUUUGGGCUGGUAGGAUGAGUUGAAAUUGAAAUAAACUACAGUGGUACCUCGGGUUAAGAGCUUAAUUCGUUCUGGAGGUCCGUUCUUAACCUGAAGAACUGUUCUUAACCUGAGGUACCACUUUAGCUAAUGGGGCCUCCUGCUGCCACUGUUCUGCCACCGAGCGAUUUCUGUUCUUAUUCUGAAGCAAAGUUCUUAACCCGAGGUACUAUUUCUGGGUUAGCACAGUCUGUAACCUGAAACGUCUGUAACUCGAGGUACCACUGUAGUUGAAAACUUUUCUUUUAAAAAUUUGAAGUGUUGAUGUGCUGCCAUAGUUUGGUUCCCUCAGCUUGCAGUCAUGUUUGGAGCACCAAUGUUGAGAGUUACUUGCCCUGAAAUUUCAAGUAAACACUCAGUUCUCAUUGUACACUGAUGAGGAAUAGGGCUGGGCAAUAAUGGGUUUUCAAUAUUGCGAUAUAUCACCAGCUAAACAUCACAAUAUAUCAAUAUAUCACGAUAUCUGAAAUACGAAAGGAAAUACGCAGAGGUGAACAGGACAAUAUCCUGGUAACUGCUACUACUGUUUGUGCCGCCGCCAUGAGGCCUUGCAGGCUACUACUGCUACUGCCACCAGCUCCCGUCACAGCCAUGAGGACUUGCAGGCUGCCGUCACAGCCAUGAGGACUUGCAGGCUGCCACUGAUUGUGCCGCCACGCCUUGCAGGUUGUUGUCACUGCUGCUGCUGACAUGCACCGCGGUCAUGGCAAGCUGUUUCUGCCACUGCCGCUUCUGCCACCUAGUAGGCCUGCUGGCAGUUUGGCAGCCCCAGAUUAUAUGUAUUCACUAUAACUCUUCGCCGUACUUUGGAUUGUCCUGUAUACCACCAUUUGGUAGCCAAGCCCAAAACCCAAAGUCCUGUUGGGAUUCAUUUUGGCAUGCCUGCUGAUGAAACCAAGUGUUUGAUUAUUGGUAAUAUUGUCAUUUAUCCGUUUUAGACCCCUAAGUAGCAGCAGUUGCCAGGACAUUGUCCUGUUCGCCUCUGUAUAGUUCUAUCCUUAUUUCAGACAUUGUGGUAAAUGGCAACAUUUAGCAGGUGAUGUUGUGAGGUUUAGCUUCUGAUAACAUUGCAGUGUUUAGCUGGUGAGUUAUCGCAAUGUUGAAAACCAGCUAUCUCCUAGCCCAGGCACCCCCAACCUUGCGGCCCUCCAGAUGUUUUGGCCUACAACUCCCAUGAUCCCUAGCUAACAGGACCAGUGGUCAGGGAUGAUGGGAAUUGUAGUCCAAAACAACUGGAGGGCUGAAGGCUGGGGAUGCCUGACCUAGCCCCUACACACAUUGUGAUUCAUGAUAUAUUGCUAGCUAAAAUAUUAUGAAACAAUUAUCACGAUGUGAACUUCAAACCAGGGUUUUGGACGAUAUAUCGACCAGCCCUAAUGAGGAAGUUCUGGAACUUGAAAAAGCAAUGAUGCCUAUUCCCAAGCAAACAGGCGUUUUGUUCCUUUUUAGGAGCAGGAGUUUGCUAGCCACAAAGUGCAUCAUAUUCCCAGUGAACCUGGCCAGAGUACCCUCCUUGUCUUUGAUGGGUCUACAGCAGAGUAAAUUGGAUUAAGGACUGCAGCCAGUGGCCUCCUUAAGACCCAAUUCUAGUUCAUUGUGGUCCAUGAAAGCACUUCUCCCCAUUUUAUAGCAUACACCCAGCAACUUGAGGGGUAAUGUGUUGCUAAAUAACUAUACUUUGUGAUGUGUUUAUGAAUGCUUAGUCUUAGGCAGGGGUCAGCAAACUUUUUCGGCAGGGGGCUGGUCCACUGUCCCUGGGGGGCCGGACUAUAUUGGGGGGGGGGAAUGAACAAAUUCCUAUACCCCACAAAUAACCCAGAGAUGCUUUUUAAAUAAAAGGACACAUUCUACUCAUGCAAAAACACGCUGAUUCCUGGACCAUCCGUGGGCCGGAUUUAAAAGGCAAUUGGGCCGGAUCCGGCCCCUUGGCCUUAGUUUGCCUACCUAUGGUUUUAAGAGUGAGUAAUGGUGCCCAGUGUCUCCAUAAAAACAAGGCGAGAGAGAUUCCACCAUAAGUUCAGCCAAAUGGUUCCUUCCUUGGUGUGGGGGCAAAUGCUUCUGUAACCUAAACUUCCAGGGGUUGUUAAUCAGUGUCUUCCUUGCUUUUCAGAAUCUCCACCCCCUCCUUACUCCCGGCUGUCUCCAAAUGACGAGCAAAAGCCACUGGGUAAGUAUCUCUCUUUUUUUCUGCACAUGUGUCUUGCUGUGAUUUCGCGCGAAACGUUCAAAAGCUGCUGCAGGCCAAGCCCAUCUCAUUCAUUUCUUUUAAAUCCUGCUUUCUGCCAUUUAGGCCUCACAAAGUGCGGCUUGCAACAACAACAAAAAGACGAUUGACAAUAUCCCAAAUACAGACGAAACUCCCCAAAUUUAAAAUCUCAGAAACAAAAAAGAGCGUCAGAAUGUUUUGGAACAAAGGGGAAGCGUUUGUAGUGCAAAGGCCUCCUGAAAUGAAAUUGUUCUAACCAGGCUUUUGAAACCUCAGCAGGGACUGUGCCUGUCUGACUUCUGGUUGGAGGAAGUUCCACAGGGUUGCACCCUGAAGGCACGAUGACUUGUUGGCAUGAGUUGUGCUUCUGGGCCAUGGAGGACCACUUAAAGUGCUUCCCUAGAAGAUCCCAGGAACGUUCUUGGGGAUGUACAGGGACAGAGACUCUUCGGGGUUUCAGACAAAGAGCAUUCUUAGCCCAGCUUUGAGAUUCUGGAGAUAGAAACUGUGUGGGACCUUCUGCAUGCGAAGCAGAUGUUCUGCCACUGAGCUAAUGUCCUUCCCCCCAAAAGCUCUCCUUAUCUUUGGUUACCACCUUUUUCACUGAUAGGGCACUUGAGCUAUUGGCACCUGUACAGUAGGCAGAAAGUCCGACAGUUGCAGGCGGGUUGCCUUUUGUCUGUCUGCCACCCACAGAUCAGUGCAGCAGUAGGGGAAUCAUAGAACUGUAGAGUUGGAAGGGACCCUGAGGGUCAUCUAGACCAACCCCCAGCAAUGCAGGAAUCUUUUGCCCAACAUAGAGCUCAAACCCACGACUCUGAGAUUGAUAGAGUCUCGUGCUCUGCCGACUAAGGGAAAACUGAAUCUGUUAAAAGAAUCUGGCCACAGCAAAGGUGACAAGCUUCCCUUAAACACAGCAAUGUGAGAUGCUUUGGAUUUAAUUUCUCUCCUUCUUCCCUCUUCCCCUAAAUCAAGCAAAGGAAAAAUGGUCAAAGAAGCUGGGAACUGGGGGGAAAAAUUGACCUACUUUAAAAGCUGGUGAAAUCCAAAAGGAGUGGCCUUCCAAAGUAUAUAUUGCCUCUGAGGAAUUUAAGCACAGACCUCAGUGGAUGGAGUGCCCGAUUCUGCCUCUGGCUUUUUGGGGAUGGGAGGCUGGUCAGUUAGGUGGGAAUGCAAAGUCAAGAAUCAUGAAUUCGGAUCGUGUGCAGCCCAUCCCACACCCCUUGCAAAUAAGCAGUCACCAAAUGUAGUGGUAUAGUGGUACAUUUUAAAGUUCAGGGCUCUUCCCGAGAACCCUCCUAAGAACAUAACAAGGAAAAUGUAUAUUUGAGCAAUAUAGACUUAAAAAAAAUAAUAAUUAACUGCUUAUUUUAAAGAUUUGUUGCAUAGUACAUAUUAUGGAAUGCAGUAACAAAAGCAAUAGAACUACAGUGGUACCUCGGGUUAAGUACUUAAUUCGUUCCGGAGGUCCGUACUUAACCUGAAACUGUUCUUAACCUGAAGCCUGAAGCCCCACUUUAGCUAAUGGGGCCUCCCGCUACCGCUGCGCCGCCAGAGAACGAUUUUUGUUCUCAUCCUGAAGCAAAGUUCUUAACCUGAAGCACUAUUCUGGGUUAACGGAGUCUGUAACCUGAAGCGUAUGUAACCUGAAGCUUAUGUAACCCGAGGUACCACUGUAUAACAGUGCACAUCAAUUGCUCAAAGGAAGUAUGAGAGCCAGUGUGGUGUGGUGGUUAGAGUACUGGGCUAGGAUCUGGCAGACCAGAGUUCAAAUCCCCACUUGGCCAUGAAGCUCAUUGAGAGACCUUGGACCAGUCACUGCCUCUCAGCCUAACCCACCUCACAGGGUUGUUGUGAGGAUUAAAUGAGAUGGAGGAGAACUAGCUCAGUUGUUUAGAGCGUGGUGCUGAUAAUGCCAAGGUUGUGGGUUCUAUCCCCAUAUGGGCCACUUGCAUAUUCCUGCGCUGGAGGUGUCAUAAUUUCUUCAUACUUUCCCCAACCUGGUGCCCUCUAGGUGCUGACUGCGGCUGAUGGGAGUUAUAGUUCAGAGCACCUACACAGUGCACCCAGUUGAGUUGCAUUCCCUAGACGGAGAACUUUGAGUGACACAACGCGAAGUGAAGCUUUGCUUUUCAGGCUGGUUUGACUGAAAAGAGAAGGGAUGGGGGAGGGAGACACACACACACGGAGUUGAUCUUGGAGCAAACAUUUAGAGCACCUUUUUAAUUAAAGGGGUGCAAGCAAAGUGGGGGUGGGUGGAGGAGAGAGGGAGAAAGAUCAACAAAGACUUUUAACUUGUUAAAACAAAGUUUCCUUGGUUUCAGCAGGGGAGGAAGGAAGGGAGGAAGGAAACAAGAAUAAACAGCUUCAAGAAUUUUAAUAGUGAUAAUUAAGUAUAGUAACGAUGAAUUGUUUGGAGGCUUAGUGUAACCUUAUCCGCGGCGCUCCCAAGUUCCUACUUGUUUGAUUUGAUCCACUCAACCUUGGGUUAUUUUUGAGGGCAGUUUCGGUGUUUCAGGAAAGGGAAGGGGAGCAGUGAAUGGCGCUUGGAUCUGCAAGGACAUGAAACAAAGGGAAAUGGGGCUAGUGUGAAGUUCGGUGAGGGGCCACCAUAUCUCAAGAGGCCUUGCAAGCAGAAGAUCCCACAGGUUCAACCUCUGGCACAGCCAGAUUUCUUUUUUUAGUUGAUGAAAAGGUCUAUGGUAGUGAGGGUCACCAACGUGAGUGCCUUUUAGACAAAUUCAUGGAGAAUAUAUGAACAUAAGAAAAGGUCUCCUGGAUCAGGCCAAUGGCCCAUCUAGUACAGCAUCCUGUUGUCACAGGGGCCAACCACAGCACAUAGUUAACCUAUGGAACUCUUCCACAGGAGGCUGUGAAGGCAAACCAACCUUAAUGGCUUGAAAAGGGGAUUGGACAUAUUCAUGGAGGGGAAGGCUAUCAGUAGCUACUAGCUAUGAUGACUGUUUUCUGCCUUUACAUUAAUGCUUCCAAAUGCUGGCAGGGGUGGCAACAUGAAUAAACUAUUGGGGGGGGUGCCAUUGGUAAGCCCUGCCCCGCAUAAUUGAUCACAAGACGCGGCACACUCCCCCCAUUUGAAUGGUGAUACCCAUCAACCGGGGGGGGCAGCCCCCUCAAAUAUUUUAUGGGGAGGGCUGAAGGGACCUUGGAGCCUAGGAGGUGGCUCCUAUGGUUGCUGGAAACCACAGGAGGGGUCCUUGUGCUCAGGUCCUGCUUGUGUGUUUCCCAUUAGGGCUUCUGGCUAAGCAGGCUCUCUGUACUUCUCCAUCAUCUCAGUUCAAGGGCAAAGGAAUGGGUUGUGGAGCUGUGCUGCUGAGGGGCGUGGCCUGGGAGAGGGGGUGAGUUCUGAGGACCAAUGAGAGAGGCCUGCGGGGCCUCAUUUGCCCUUAAGUUUCCCAAUUCCUGCCAUAUCCCGUUCCAGCGUACUUAACCAGUCUGCCUUUCACGCAUAGCUGCCAACCGUCCCUUAUUUGGUGGGAAACUCCCUUAUCCCAGUGCCGUGUCCUGCUGCUGUCCCUUAUUGAUGAUGUCCCUUAAUUUCCUGGGUUUCAAAGGAAGCAGCUCCUCUCCCUCCCUCCUUGCUGGCCAGGGAGGAGGGAGGCUCCAACUGUGUUGCUUGGCUGUGUUGCUCACCCAAUAAGGAGUCUAAGAAUGACUAGGGGGUGGAGUUUGCAUGCCUUGUGCCAAUCAAAUCGGCUGCAUUGCCUGGGGACUCGCUUUUGCUCAGCGCUUCCCAGCGGAGAGGUGACGGUGGUUUUCCUUGCUGCAUCCCUUUUGCCGGGUUGAUGCGCUGUGGGAACCACCGCUUGAGGCUUCGUUUGGCUGCUGGCUGGGCUUUCUGCCUUUGGCUCGGAGGGGCUCAGAAGCUGAACAUACCUGUGGUGGGAAAAUCCCUUAUUUUGGCUGCUGAUCCCUUAUGUUUGAGGCUGCUGGUCCCUUAUUUUCAAAUCUGUAAGUUGACAGCUAUGCUUUCACCUGUGUUGUCUUCUGGGAGAAUUGAGCCAACUUCCUUGAUCCAGCAAGCCAUCCUAUCGAGUGCUCCCAAGAACAACCCCCUAACUCCAUGCUUCCCAGUUGCUGUUACCAUUUUCCACUUGUCCCUUAACCUCUCUGUCACCCUUCCCGCUUGGGGACUGAUUUCUCUGGAGCAAAUAGCGCAUCCGUCUCCACCUUCCAGCCCCGGCCUGCGUGAGGAACCUUCUCCAUUUUUGCUCCAGGUGGGUUGUGUAACCAGUAGUGGGAUUUGCUUGCUUGUGUGGCUUCACAAAGAGGGCAACAUGUACAUUGACCCCUAGAAAGGGCAUGGCAGGACUUUAAAGAACGAUAAGGAUUUGGUUUUGAAAUGAAAGCUUUUUUGUGUGCCAGCGUAUUUUGUGUUUUGAGUGAGCGGCAACUUAGGUUUCAGAGUCUUUGCAAAUAAGAUGCCUGUCUUCUAGGAAAUAACCCUUGUCUUUUCUCUUACUUUUGCUUCUAGAUCUUUCAGAUUCCACCUUGUCGUACACUGAAACAGAGGCUACAAACUCGCCCAAUGUCACCCCUGGAGAAUUUUCAGGUUAGCAGAUUUUUCAGUGCGUUGAAAUCAAGGGACUCUUUGGGGCAACUUUGUCAGACUCAGUGUUAGAAACUCUCUCUUGGGAAAUAUAAUCCAGGAAGUUGAAAUGCUCAUUUGAAUAUGGGAAAUGAAGGGGUGAUGGUUGUGUAUAUCAAAGGGACCUUUCCCAGGGCUUCGUAGCCUCAGAAUUUUAUCCAAGAUAUGUGGUAAUGGUUUUGCUUGCCAUGGAAUAGAAAGAGAAAAUUAAGGCAUAGGUGUGGUACACACCUAAAAGUAGUGUAGGAGGCUCCAUGAAUUGCAGUUAUUGGGGGGGGGUCAGGAUCUCUUAAUAUGGGUUUGAACUCCAUCACUAAACCUCUGGCCCCAGGGCUCCCUAUGGAAUGUUGUGGCACUUAAAAUGGUUUAAAAGCAGUUUACUCUUGCAGUGUAGGCCAGUGUCCGUGAACCUGUGGCCUUCCAGCUGUUGCUGGGCCAUUUACAUUAUUUCUGACCAUUGGCCAUCCUAUAGAAUCACAGAAUUGUAGAGUUGGAAGGGAUCCCAAGGUUCAUCUAGUCUGACCCUCUGCAGUACAGAAAUCUCAAUUAGAUCAUACAUGGCAGAUGGUUGUCCAGCUCUGCUUAAAAACCUCCAAGGAGGUCUUCCUCCUUCCACUGCCUUACAAGAGAGUCUGUUCCACUGUCGAACAGUUCUUAGCAUCAGAAAGUUUUUCCUGAUGUUUAGAGAAUCUCCUUUACUGUAACUUGAAGACCUUGGUUUGGGUCCUAGCCUUCGGAGCAGGAGAAAACAAGCUUGCUCCAUUCUCCAUGUGACAGCCCUUUAGAUAUUUGAAGACUGCUAUCGUUACCUCCCUCAGUCUACUCAUUUUCAGGCUAAACAUGCCCAACACCCUCAGUGGUUCCUCAUAAGGCUUAGUUUCCAGACCCUUGAUCAUCUUGGUCACCCACCUCUGCACACGUUCCAGAUUGUCCAUAUCCUUUUAAAAUUGUAGUGCCCAGAACUGGACUCAGUACUCCAAGUGAAGUCUGACCAAGGCAGACCAGAGCCAGGACUACGACUUUCCUUGAUCUGGACACUAUGCAUCUGUUGAUGCAACCCAGAAUAGCAUUAGCUUUUUCCGCUGCUGCAUCACACUGCUGGCACAUGUUACGGUUGUGGUCCACUAAGAUCCCUAGAUCCUUUUCAUAAGUACUAUUGGCAAUCCAGGUGUCCCCCAUCUUAUAUUUGUGCAGCUGGUUCUAAUCACACCUGGAAGGCCACAGAGUUGCUAAUAUGGGUAUUUACUGGGGGUGGGGCAGUUAAUCUAGAGUUGAGAAUCCUUUAUCUACCCAGUUUUGUUUCAUAAUCAGUGCAUGCCCUCUAAGUAUCUCUGCAAAUGGAGCUUUGUUUGUAUGUUUCCAUUUAUCUGAUUAUCUGUUUCUUCAAACAAAUUGUCAUAAAUAUUGGGAACUAAUCUUGGCUCGAAUUUUAAAGUGGAAAUGAUCUAGUUUUCCAUGGAGCACGAUGGAGUUCUGUGUUGCUGUAACAAAAAAAAUGUCCCUGCCAUGUGAAUUGCUGUUAUAUUUUCCUAAUUUGGUGUCAGUUGGAAGUUUCUCUUGCACCAUAUUGCUGGCUUGGGGAAAAGAAGAAAGAGAACGUGCGGUCGCUGGGACAGUCUGUCUGCUCCAUCGGGCAACCGGUUGUUCCCAUUGCAAAUGAUCUCUCCUGUUUUGCAGGACUUGGUUUGCCCAAGGGAAACUUGGAUAAUCAAGUUCUCAUACUCCUCUUGCUAUUUGUUGUGGAACUCCAAGUUUCACGUUUUAAUUAGUCCUGGCUACUGCUUUUGAAAAUGUGCUUCAUACAUUGCCCACUCUUUCAAUUUCCCAUAGUUUUUUGAGCCAACAGCAAGCCAUAAACAAGUUUGCUGAGACCAGGAAGUAUAGUAUUUCUUGGUUGCCUUCCUAAUGUGGUAGGGUGGGAGUUUGCCUUCUUCCAGCCCGAUGCCCUGCAGAUGUUUUAGGCUACAACUCCUUGUACCCCUGACAGUUGUCUGUGCUGGGUGGGACUCAUGGCAGCUGCAGACCAAAGUAUAUGGAGGGCACCAAGCUGAGGGAGCAUGAUUUAGAGACCUGUUUCGAAAGAAGCAAAGGAAAAUAGGAUGGCCAUGGUGGCAUGGUUGUAAUCAGACCAGAUUGACAAUAGUGGGCUUUUUGGAAGACUCCCAUCAUUUUCUUCUGAAGAUUUGUUUAUUCAGAAAUGCGCACAUCCUGCUUUCUCUCAAGGCAAGCAGAAAAAAGAUGAUAAUCACAUCCGAGUAGUUGACAAAUGGCAGUCCUUAUGGCCAGGUUUUACUCACUGGCCACGGACCUUCUCCUGGCUACUGUGGCUUGUUGUUGUCGAAUACUCAACUGGUUUAAUUUUGGUUUGGUUUGAUUUAAUGUUUGUGUUCUGCUUUUCCAACAACAAGUGUUGAGCUUGCAACAACCACGGUGGCAUUAAAAGAGCAACAAGCAGGGCAAUCACUAUGAUAUUAAACACAGUAGCAUGUAAGUAAAGCAAACGACGGCGUCAAAUUGCUCAAAGCAAUUAACACAAUUCAAUGAACCCCAUAGCUGGGGUUGAAAAUUUUGACUUCUUCUCCAUCUUCCUUUUGAAACAUGCAAGGAACCUUGACCCGGGACAGUAGUGACUUGAAGAUGCUUUGCAGAGUUGGGCAUGAAGGUGGCAAAUGUCCUCUCCUCAAAUGCUGCUGGUGUUGUUGUGGCUGUUUCAGCUGUGUCCCCUCAGAGCUGUGGUUGAGUAACUGACAUCUUGUUGCUCUUGAAGCAAAUUUGGCUAGACUUGAGACUUCCAAUUGCCGCUUUGUAACCUGCUAGAUCAAGGGACGUGGGUGGCGCUGUGGGUUAAACCACAGAGCCUAGGACUUGCCGAUCAGAAGGUCGGCAGUUUGAAUCCCCACGAUGGGGUGAGCUCCCGUUGCUCGGUCCCUGCUCCUGCCAACCUAGCAGUUCGAAAGCACGUCAAAGUGCAAGUAGAUAAAUAGGUACCGCUCCGGCAGGAAGGUAAACGGCGUUUCCGUGCGCUGCUCUGGUUCGCCAGAAGCGGCUUAGUCAUGCUGGCCACAUGACCCGGAAGCUGUACGCCGGCUCCCUUGGCCAGUAAAGCGAGAUGAGCGCCGCAACCCCAGAGUUGGCCACGACUGGACCUAAUGGUCAGGCGUCCCUUUACCUUUACCCUAUUAGAUCAGCAGCUCCCAAACUUUUUUGGGCCACCACCCCCUUGGUUCCCUGCUCUACCCUAUAAAAAAAGCUUUCAGAAUAGUGGUUUGCACAAUUCACUAAGGAAGAUAACAACACAAUGAAAUGCAAAGCAGUAACAAAUAAUUGCACAUUUAUUCGAAGUCCAAUUAACUAUUUAGUAUGCUUAACUAGGCCAGCAAAAUUAAUAACUUGAUCCAAUGCUAUUUCAAAGUCUGAUGGUCAUUUGUACAUCCAGAGCCCCCCUGCCACCUCCUUGCCUCUUAGUGCCCUGCUAGGUAAUCCCUGCCUCGGGGGGGGGGGUGCCACCCAAUUUGGGCAUCACUAUGUUAGAGCAAAAGGUCUCAGCCAUCCAUGCUGUGGGGUAGAGCUGUCUUCCUGACCACCAGUGUCACCAUUACUUACCUGGGCUAGGCAGGGUGGCACUGAGACACCGCAGUACUGACCUCCUUGGCACCAUCUAAGUCUGGAGCCGCAUUGCCAGCGUCAGGAAAGUGCCUCUGCCCUACCACACCCACCUUGCUGCUGGCAGAGUUUGAGGCCUAUUCUGGACACGGAAAAAACCUGAAGAUGGAACCGACUAAGGUUUCACUUGCGCGGUUCCCUCAUGAUUCAGCAGUAUAGGAUACGACAGCCAUCUUCAAAUACCCUAAAGGACUGUCAUGUAGAAGAUGGAGCAAGCUUGUUUUCUGCUGCUACAGAGGGAUUCAAAUGACCACAAAGGAGAUUCUGAAUAAACCUUGGAAGAACUUUCUGAGGGUAAGAGCUGUUUGACAGUGGAACGGAUUCCGUGAGAAAAUGGUGGACGCUCCUCCAUUGGAAGUUUUAAAGUAGAGGUUGAAUAGUCAUCUGCUAGGGAUUCUUUAGCUGUGAUUCCUGCACUGCAGGGGGUUGGACUAGGUGACCCUUGGGUCCUUUCCUAUUCUAUGAUUCUGUCAGGAAACAACCCAGGAAAUCCAGGGUUUUCCUCUGCCCUCUUUGUCCUCUUGGUGCUAAAUCCGAGAGUGGGGAGGAAGUGUUGGGAGAUCAUGGACGAAUUUGAUUCUGACAUGCAGGAAUUUGAGAUAUUUCUCCAGCCCCACAACCCAGGAAGGAGAGCUGGCAUUUGGAUUGGGGCUUGGCCUAUAUUGGCUUGUGACUCAGAUGUGGAACUUCAGUAAAUAUAGCUUCUGACCACCGGGCCAAAGGCUCGCAUAUGAAUUUUCAGCAUGAAAACUUCGGAGCUUUCAGUUCUAAAAUAAUGUCUUGGAAUGAUCCAUUUCCACAUACAGCCCGCUCUUUAAAUAAACCGCAGAUGAAAACACACAAUAGCUGUGAGCUUCCAGGGGGAAGGUGGCGGAUUAGAUUCUGUGGUAUCUGAGCCCUGCGUUGUUGACGGGAGAAGAAAGCGGGUUUAAACUUUUCUUUGGGAACAAAAUAACGAUCACUUUGUGACCAAGAUUGUAGUGUAACUGGAUAUUCCCAUCUCCUACUGUGGAAUUUCAAGUGGCGCAACUCUUCAUAAGAGUGUAAUGUGGGCUAUUUAUCUUUUCCCCAGUGGGGAGGAUUACAUAUAUAUAGGAUAAGAGACAAGCUGAAGUUAACCCUGAGCAUGCCAUACUUGAGCAACGUCAGUGGAGUUCAGCCUCUGGCAGGAGUGACUGGCCUGGUGUGGCCCCAUGUAUGCCCCUUUAAGAACUUGGGAUACAAGCCCUGUGGGAUCAGGCUAGUGGCCCAUCUAGUCCAGCAUCCUGUUCUCACAGUGGCUGACCAGAAGCCCGAAAAGGAAGCCCACAGGCAGAAUCUGAGCCCAAGACCCCUCUCCCCUCCUGUGUUUUCCAGCAACUGGUAUUCAUAAACAUUUCUGCCUCUGACUGUUGGAGGCAGAGCAAUAGCCAUCGUGGCUAGUAGCCUCAAUGAUAGCCCCUUAGGCAUUCAUGAAGCAAGGAAAAAGGCAUCAUGAAAUCCAAUGAAUUUAUUUAUUUAGUUGGAGCGUCUCCACCCCCAUCGUUCUGCCCGGACACUGAGGUCUAGUGCCGAGGGCCUUCUGGUGGUUCCCUCACUGCGAGAAGCCACGUUACAGGGAACCAGGCAGAGGGCCUUCUCGGUAGUGGCACCCGCCCUGUGGAACGCCCUCCCGCCAGAUGUCAAAGAGAAGAACAACUACCGGACUUUUAGAAGACAUCUGAAGGCAGCCCUGUUUAGGGAAGCUUUUAAUGUUUAACAGACUACUGUGUUUUAAUACUUUGUUGGAAGCCGCCCAGAGUGGCUGGGGAAACCCAGCCAGAUGAGCGGGGUAUAAAUAAUAAAUUAUUGUUAUUAUUAGUUGUUGGUUGCAUUUAUAAUUCCACCUUUUCUCCCAGGAGCUCCCCUCCCUCCUCAUUUAAUCCCUGCAACAACCCAACGAGGUAGAUUAGGUUGAGAGGCAGUGACCUUGGGGGUCACGCCCAGUGAGCUUCCUGGCAUGGUGGGGAUUUGAACCCCGAUCCUCUGUGUCCUAGUCUUGACACUCCCAACUACUGGCUUUCAGGCGGGGCAGGUGCUAGCAGGUCCUUCAUCCAAGCACUGGUUUGAGUUCAGCAAGGUCAUGUGCAUCCAAACCAGAUUGAGGGAGAGAGGAACCUUUUCCAGCCUGAGAGAUGCAUUCUCUUCUGGGCAUACUUCAGGCGGGGAGAAAUCACAUGCCAGUGGGUGGGGGGAGUGGCAAAGUGGGUGGGGCUAUGGAUGUAAAUUUUCUCCUGCAGGACACAUUCAAGCCCGGGAAAAAGCAAUCAAGGAUGGUGUCAUACAAGGCUGGGGAGGGUGUGUGGCCCCCAAAGAGUUCUGAGGGCCAGAUGGAAUGGCAUUGAGGGCCACAUUCAGACCCCGGGCCCGAGGUUCCAUUCCAAAGAACAUGCCCUUUUAUUUAGAUUUCUGGCCUGUCCUCUAUUGCAGCCUUUCUCAACCUGUGGGUCCCCAGAUGUUGAACUACAACUCCCAUCACCCCUAGCUAGCAAGGCCAGAACUCAGGGAUGAUGGGAGUUGUAGUCCAACAACAACUGGGGACCCACUGGUUAAGAACCACUGCUCUAUUGGUUCAGGCAGCUCACAGCAAUAGCACGAAUAUGAAAAUGAUUGAAACAGGAGCUGUACAAAACCAGAGCACAGCGCUGCAGCAGAAUGACCACCAACCCAGUUGCUGGAAACCACAGGAGGGGGUAGGACUCUUAUUCUUAGAUGCUGCCUGAAGGUUCCCCACAGGCAUCUGGUUGGCUACUGGGAGAUCAGGAUGCUGGACUAGAUGGGCUGUUGGUGUGAUCCAGCAGGGCUGUUCUUGUGUUAAUCCAUGUGCAGCAGGCCCCCUCCUGUCGACCCCUUCCGAAAGCCUGGUCAGAUAAAUAAAUACAGUCGUACCUCUGCUUAUGUAUCCCUUUGGAUAUUUAAACUUCGGGUUGCGAACAUGGCAAACCUGGAAGUGUAUACUUCUGGGUUUCACCGUGCGCGCAUGCGCAGAAGGGCACCUCCGGUUACGAACUUUUUAGGAUACGUCCGGGCCUCCAAAACAGAUCCUGUCUGUAACCAGAGGUACCACUGUAUGUCUUUAACUAGUGUUGAAGGUUGAAUAACAGCUGUACCAGCCUCAUAAGAGGGAGAGAGCUCGUUUCAUAGAUGUUCCAAUGGAUGGGAUGCUUUUAAAGUACUUCUCUUUCCUCUUGGUUUUAAUGUAUCUCUGUGGGGUUUAUUGUCCGUUGAUGUUUGGUUGUAAUGUGAGUCGCUUUGGGUGGCAAAGCAGAACUGACAAAUUUAAUAAAUAAGUUAAAUCAAUCAAUCAUGUAGAAGCCCCUGUCUCAAAAGGAGAAGUCCCCUAAUGAUGACACAAUAUGAAAGGGCCUUUAUGAGAGGAGGAAGGAGGCCUCUUUGUUACAAGCGGUUGCAUCUCUGCCCUAUGCUUAUUUAAAGGGUGUAUAUUUCCCUCCUUGGGCUUCCCCUUCAUUUCAUGUUAUUUGGCCUUUCUAUCUCUGCAUACCCUUUUACAAUCAGGCUAAAAAGUCUUCUUGACAAGGUAACGUGUCCGUUGCCAAAAAGUAGUACUUAGAAGCGCCAAAAAAAAAAAAAAAAAGGCAUGGUGCUGGGGGAAGAGGGAAGAGUAAGCAAAGAAAGUAGCUGGGGAUACUUCGUUCAGAUGUUUUUAUAUUAAACAUUUUUCCCUCUAUGGACCUAUUUUGCCGAUGGGAAAUAAAAGGGCAUUUCUUUUCCAGUACGCUUCCAAAAAAAGUAAAAAUUCUUUGCCCCUUGUGGGCGCUUUCCCCAUAUGGCCCAAACGAUUCCAUAAACCUUUUUGGAUGAAAAUCGCAGAGCGACAGCAUGACUGAGCAAUUUUGUUGCUUUAUAAAAAAUAAUAAUAAAGGAGGGGGAGAAUCUCCUUCCCCUUCCCUCCAAGAAUACAUUCCUUCCCUUUGUUUUCACAAAACGUUUAACCCUCUUUGGAGCUCCGGGCAAAAGUGACUUCUCAGGCCUCCAAAGUCUUUUCUCUCUGAUGAGAAAAAAAUUCAACCAAGGCAGUGGGGAAAAGUGUUAAUUUCCAAGAGGGUUGCUGUUUUUAUUCUUGCGGUUCAAAACAAAAACAAAAAUCUGUUAUUGUGGUGUAAGCUUUCCCAGAAUCCUGAAAAGUGUGGAGCCAGAAGAAUAUAAGAUGUUCCUGAUGGACCAGGCCAGUGGCCCAUCUAGUCCAGCAUCCUGUUCUCACAGUGGCCAACCAGAUACCUGUAGGAAACCUGCAAUCAGGACCCAAGCACUAGAGCGCUCUCCCCUCCUGCGGUUCCAGCAACUGGUAUUCGGAAGCAUUGUUGCCUCUGAUUGUGGAAGCAGAGCAUAGCCAUCGCGGCAAGUAGUCAAUAGUCCACCUCUCCUCCAUGAUCAGACGAUGUUUGCACACUUCUCAAGCAAGAACAACAAAAGAUUGCCUGGGCCACAGGUGGGCUUACCUGAGGCCUUCAAGAUGUUGGAGGACGGCAGCUCCCAUCAACCCAGAGCAUUGGCCAUGCUGUGUGGGAUUGAUGAUGAUGAUGAUGAUGAUGAUGAUAAUGUUGUUAUCGUUUAGUCGUGUCUGACUCUUCGUGACCCCAUGGACCAGAGCACGCCAGGCACUCCUGUCUUCCACUGCUUCCCGCAGUUUGGUCAAACUCAUGCUGGUAGCUUCGAGAACACUAUCCAACCAUCUCGUCCUCUGUCGUCCCCUUCUCCUUGUGCCUUCCAUCUUUCCCAACAUCAGGGUCUUUUCCAGGGAGUCUUCUCUUCUCAUGAGGUGGCCAAAAUAUUGGUUUCACCUCAGAUCGUAUAAAUCUUUCGCCUUUUACAAAAUAUUGGAGCCUCAGCUUCACGAUCUGUCCUUCCAGUAAGCACUCAGGGCUGAUUUCCUUCAGAAUGGAUAGGUUUGAUCUUCUUGCAGUCCAUGGGACACUCAAGAUGAUGAUGAUGAUGAUGAUGAUAAUAGUAACAACAACAACAAUAAUUUAUUAUUUAUACCCCGCCCAUCUGGCUGAGUUUCCCCAGCCACUCUGGGCGGCUCCCAACCGAGUGUUAAAAACAAAACAGCAUUAAAUAUUAAAAACUUCCCUAAACAGGGCUGCCUUCAGAUGUCUUUUAAAGAUAAGAUAGCUGCUUACUUCCUUCACAUCUGAAGGGAGGGCGUUCCACAGGGCGGGCGCCACUACUGAGAAGGCCCUCUGUCUGGUUCCCCGUAACCUCACUUCUCGCAGUGAGGGAACAGCCAGAAGGCCCUCGGCGCUGGAUUUCAGUGUCCGGAGCUGCCGUCCCAUCAACAAUGAAGAGCUGGUCUAGAGCAAAAAGCUAAAUGUGACUUGCCCUCGAAUAGCCUUCUCUUGGCUGUGUGUCCUCCAGGCACCAGGUUGGGGAAGGUAGACCUAGGAGGUAGAGCCACUACUGGACCCUCUCUUAGAUGUUGUUCUUGUGCUCCAAGCUCCACUGAUGGGGCAGGGGGCUUUGAAACGUACCCUAAGAACCUUACAAGAGCCCUGCUGGAUCAGGCCCAUCCGGAGGGCACCAGAUUUGGGGGCUGGGGGGAGUGCAUUGGUGAAUUGGACCAGCAGGGGAGGGGCUGCCACCACCCACAAUAGUGAAACAUGCUUUUGCUUAUGAAGUGGACCAAUCUCCUGUCAGAGAGGUGGUUUAUAAAAGUGGUCAGUUGGGAAGAUGAAUUUGCCUGGAACCACAUUGGUUUGCUUUUUGGGGUGGGGGAGAAUGAUGGUGAUGAUGGCAACAGUCUGUUUCUACACUGAUUUUUUUGUCUGAAGGCUCUCCAAGCAGUAAGGGCUGCAGCUCAUGGCUCCAGCAUCUGUUUUGCAUGCAGAAGGACCUCUGCCACCUUCAGGUAGAUCUGGGAAUUACCCCUUGUCUGAAACUCGACAGAGCUGAUAACCAAUGGGCUCAGCUGAUUCAGGAUAGCGCAGCUUCCACUGACCCCGCAAUCCCAAAGCCAGUGAACUGUAUCUUAAAACCUCAUCAUAAGCCAAUCAGCAGUCAAAUCCACGCUAGCUGGCAAGAUCACCGCACAGGAGGGCUAGGAGAGGCCCUUUGCCAAGAUAGUGUGUUAAAAGGUGCUUCAUUAAUCAUGGAUCCCACGUCCUUGAGGACUAGAAGCCUGAGCAGACUAUGAGAAAUACUAAAAAACACACUCAAAAAACCCUAAUAGAAUAAAAGGUGCCCUCCCAGGCCAACUCCCUACCCCAUGCUUUUAGGCAAGUAAAGGCACAGAGCAGGGCUGGGGAACGUUCAUUUCUGGCCAGCCUUCCAAGGGCCACAUGCAAGCUAGUAGUGAGUGGAGCCAGAGGCUAAAGUGCUUGGAGCAGACGAUAGAACCAGAGACUUCCAAUCUCAGAGUUGUGGGUUCGAGCCCCAUGUUGGGUGAAAGAGUCCUUCAUCACAAGGGGUUGAACUUGAUGAGCUUUGAGGUCCCUUCCAAUUCUACAACUCUGUGUUUCUGUUAUUCUACUUCUGUGAUUGUACACACCGUCACACCUCUCUUCUCCAUCCGGACAACCAAGAGGCAAUAUGGGAGCUGAAGGAUGUACAGUGGUACCUCGGGUUAAGUACUUAAUUCGUUCUGGAGGUCUGUUCUUAACCUGAAGCACCACUUUAGCUAAUGAGGCCUCCUGUUGCUGCUGCGCCGCCGAAGCACAAUUUCUGUUCUUAUCUUGAAGCAAAGUUCUUAACCUGAAGCACAAUUUCUGGGUUAGCGGAGUGUGUAACCUGAAGUGUAUGUAACCCGAGGUACCACUGUAUAUCCUGCUAGGAUAAAACACUCAGGGUGAAAAGUGGGGUCACAGUGAGGGGGUGUCAUGACAAAAGUUCCAAGGGCCAGAUAGAAAGGCAUGGGGGCCACAUUCAGUUCCUGCAUCUGAGGUCCCUCCACCCUUGUCCUAGGGGUAUAUACGCGUUUGCUGGUCCAAGUUUGUUUUCUUUUAUCGUGCUUAAGAACCAGGUCAGUAAUAUAGGAGAAACUCUUGAGUUCUUCUGGAGACCUGUGGAGAGAAGUUAUUUAGAGUUACAGUAACUCUCCCCCCCCCAUUCCGCCCCAUCCCUCUGCCGCUUUGAUGAGGGGGAGGCGUUUAUAAGCCUUCCCUCCAAACUCUGUGACCAAGGUUUUUCCACGGAAAUAACUUAUUAAACGCACGGCUCUCAUUGAAGCGAUUGAAGUCUGCCCGCUUGGUAUUCAUCAAAGGUGCCUCCUCUUCCUGGAGGUGCCAAAUCCAAACUCAGCAAUUUGCUUUUUUGGAGAAAGCUCGGGUCUCAGGAGGGGGGGAGGGGGGCCCCUGGUUGGAGAGUCAGAGAUGGCGGAAGAAUACCUUUAAAAAAAAAAAGGCAGAAAAUCAAAACCCUCCCAAAACAAACUGAAGGGAGAGAACUUCAGAGAAACACCCAUAAUUUCAAAGAAUUUCUGGCGGUUGAAUCCUGCUGCCCUGGAACACUGGGCAUUUGUGUCGAUUCGGCUCUUGAGAAUACAGCGUUGGCCGUUCCUGGUUCGGCUGCCGACAGCUUUGAACUUUUCAGGAACCUGGCCUGAGACUGUUCCGAUUCUUUUCUCAUCCCCCCUCCUCUCUAAUUAGAUGUAAAAUCAUAGAAUUGGAAAUCACAAGAGUUGGAAAAGGGCCCAAGGGUCAUCUAGUCCAACCCCAGCAAUGCAGGAAUUGCAACUAAGGAAUCCUGAGAGAGUCCAUUCCGCUGUUGGAACAGCUCUUGCCAUCAGAAAGCUCUUCCUAAGGUUGAGUUGGAAUCUCCUAUCUUUCCAUUUGAAUUCGUUGUUUUGGGUCCUGCACUCUGGAGUAGCAGAAAACAAACUUGCUCCAUACACCACAUUACAGCCCUUCAGAGAGAGAGGGAACACAAAAAAGCUGAAAGGUUUGCAGUGAGAAAAUUUGCAUUACCAAGCUAGAAAUGUGUUAUGCAAAUCUAUAAAAUGUACAGAGCAACCUGCUAUUUGCAUUUGCGGAGAUGGAGCAACACAGCCUUCAGCCGGACCCCGGGACACCAGCCCACCAUCAACCCUGCGUUUCCAUUUGCUGUAUUCACACACACACACUUCGUUAUUUCAGUUUUUUAAAUAAAGAAUCAGAGAAUGGCUCAUCUGAAAAAAGGUAUAUACCUAAAGAGAGCAUGAGAAGGAGGGAGGUCUGCUUAAACCUUUUCCAGAUGAGGAAAAAUUCCACUUCUGAGGGUGGUGGUUUGAUGGAUAGAAAUGUGUCAAACUGAUGUUUAGCUUUUGUGUCAGGACAAAAGUACUUUGCAUAGAAAGCCUUUCUUAGACUCCAUCCCUGCCCGCUUACAAAUGUCUGGAUCUGAAUGGCCAUAGCAGUCUCUUGUUUGGGAAACAAGCAUUUCUAUGUGCCCAUUGGUGAUGCAAAGAAGAUUUAAGUAGGACAUACAGUACCAUGAGGUCUUACGCUUAUUCCACUUGCGCAGUUAAAGGCUGCUUGAAAUCCCACAACCAGCCAGUGCAUGGAGAUGGCUUUGCUCUCUCACCUCUUGCUGGGUUUGGGAUGCUCCUCAAAAUUUUGCAUGGGUGUGGGCAGCCCAGUGCGAUUUCGCAAGAGCAUCCUAGGAUUUCUGGAGCCGGUGUACCAGUUCUGAAAGCCCCCAGAUGUUUGCAUGGGGUUUGGGUUACUAGGCCUUUGAGUAUGCGUGUUUUUGUGUAUAUAUAGAACCCUUGGAACUGAAACACACACCCCCACGUAAUAUCGGGUCGUACUGUGCUAAGAUGCUGUACUGUGCAUUGCUUUCCUGGAUUUGAUUCAGAGGAAGGAAUGCAGCCAUUGUGGAAGUUAUGAAGGAAGCUGCCUUAGACCAAGUCAGACAAUUGGUCCAUCUAGGUCAGCCUUCCCCACAACUAUGAGACUCUUAAUCUCAGGCUUGUGGGUUUGAACCCCAUGUUGGGCAAAAAGGUUACUGCGUUACAGGGUGGCUGGACUAGAUGACUCUAAAAUUCUACAAUUCUUGUGCCCUCCAGAUGUUUGGACUGCACCUCCCAAUAUCCCUUCCCAUUGGCCAUGCUGGCUGGUGCUGAUGGGAUUUGGAGGAAUGCGAUGCAUUGGCCACCUCAAUCGAGCUCAAGGGGGCUGUUUGCCUUCCGCGACUUUCGCCAUGCCUCCUGUUGUCUCGGCUGGGUUUGCCACUUGGACUUUGAAGCAAGGACUUUGAAGUCCAUGGCAUUUUGGAACACCCGGGUAUUAGAAGUGGCAGUGUGUGCCAAGCCAGGCCCAAGAUCGGGAGGCAGAUGGUUCAUGCCUAAUUUGCAUCAAGGAGAAGACAGUUUGGGAUGAUGUCGGCACAGUGGCUGGCUGUAGUCUUUCCUGUGGCUCUUUGUUCUUAGCUGGUUUGACAACCAAUGGGACCCUGCCUCUGAAGGCCCAGAGGCUAGGCUUGUGUUCAGAUCUUGAGCCUUAUUCAGCCAAGAACCAUCUGCCCACCUGUCUUGGAUCCACACUCCCCUUGGCAUCUCUUGAGCGAUGGCAGCCUUUCUUAUUUACCCAUAGCUUACCCAGAUACAUAGAAUGUAGACUUGCAUUUUCAUCGCUCUUCAGAGUUGCUUUUAAUUAUUAUUUUUUUAAAAUAUAUAUAUAUAUGCAUAUUUUUCUUCUUACAAAAUUCUACACACAUAAAUGUUUUAAAUUGUUGCUUUAAACUGCCUUUGCUGAUAAUAUUAUUGCUUUAUUCUUUUUGUAAACCACUUUCAUGUUUUCUUUUCUUUAAACAAUCAAACAGUGUAUAAAUUUUAUGAAAAAUAAAUCAAAACCUUAAACAUGGCACACAUGCACUUGCCCCAUGGCAUCCUGCCAAGUGGUCUGAGGGCACAUACAUUGGGUUGCGUUGCACACUUGCCUCCCUGGCACACAGUUGAAUGCAGCCUUCACCAACUUGGUAGCCUCUGGAUGUUAUGCACCUCAGCUUUAUUGAAUCUCCAAGAGGAGAAAGCCAUAAGUGUGAGCCAGGCCACUGUUUGCACCCCUCUAACGCAUCUCACUUGAAAGCAAAGCUUUUGUUGCUGGGGGCAGUUUUGAUUCCACUGAUGAAAGGGAUGUGCAAGGGAGUGACUCCCUCCAUUGGCAAGCUUACCUUGGUGCACACCUGGGGCUCUUAAGUUAGAAGUAGAACUCUACAUCUUUAUGUAGGAAAUGGUGGAAGCUGCAGAUGAGCAAAAGGGAGGGUUGUGCCCAGAAAAGCAUGGGUGGAAACUCCUGGUGUUAGGAACAUAAGAAGCUGCCCUCUGCUUGGGUCCCAUCUGCACUUUACAUCAUACCACUUGAAACAGUCAUGGCUUCCCCCAAGGAAUCCUGGGAACUGUACUUGGUUAGGGGUGUGGAGAGCUGUUAGGAGAGCCCCUCACCAAGCCACAGUUCCCAGAGUGGUUUAGCAAUCGAUCCUCCUUCUGGGAAUUUUAGCUCUGGGAGAGGACUAAGUCUCCUAACAAACCCUUAGCAAACUAUACAGCUCCUGGGAUUCUUUGGUGGAAGACACCAUGGUUUAAUGUGGUAUAAUAAUGCUUUAAGUGUCUAGUGUGGACAGAGGCACCAGUCAGACCAUGGAUCCCUGUAGUUGCUGUUGUCAGUUUUGACCAGCAGCAACUCUCCAGGGUUUUUAGUUCUUAGUCUUUCCCAACCCUAUCUGGAGAUACUGUGUGGGGUGAAAUCUGAGACCUUUUGCAUGCAAGGCUGAUGCCCACCCCCCUGAGCUACGGACCUUCACCCUGUUGGUUAGAGUUUCAUGCCCAGGAGAAGUCUGAAGAUGCUUUCCAAUGAGAUUCUAUGAUAGCUGGUGGAAGAAGUUCAUCUCCCCCCCCCCCUCUCUCCAUAGCAAAAAAAGGUUAAGACCAACCACUUCCUACAGGCUUUGCUUUCAAACUUGGACAGGCUGAGGAAGUGCAUUCUGAAAUCUGAAAAGUGUUUUAUGAAUCCGCUGGGAAUGCAAAGCGGGGGGGGGGGGAGGAUAGCAGUCACUAGCCCCCUUUUCAAUAGAAGAGGGCUCUGUAUUCUACUGACUGCCAAACAUUUAUGGGAUUGGCCCAGUGCCGGCCAAUUGGCCAGCUCCGGCAGGCUGUGUCCUUCCGCUUUCUUGCUUUUGGAAGUAAUUUGUGUUUUCAAAAUAAUAAAUAAAGUGAACCUUGUUUUACAGUUGGGAAAUGCUGUUGGCUGUAGCUUGCCUUUCCGCCUCAGAGCAGGGUGUGUUUUCCCCUUUCGGUUUGCUUUUUUAUUUAGCAAACGCCAUUGUUGUGGAAAAUGUUGGGGGCAAUGGGCUCACUGUUUUCCAGGAAUGGUUUCCAAGACUCGGAUCUUCCUUAUCCCCGGGUGACAGCACAUGCAAUUUCUGGAUCCCCAUGCCACCAUGCCCAUGAUAUGGUUGGGGCGAGAGCUGCCCUUAGAGCUAGGAACCUAGAGAGCUGCCUUAUAUCGAGGCAGGCCAUUGGUCCAUCUAGCUGAAUAAAGUCCAUGCUGACUGGAAGCAGACUUUCAGAUGAAAUGGAUCCCAGCAUACCAGAAGAUGCUUGAUACUGACCUGAGGACUUCUUCAUACAAAGCACCUAGCACAAUAUUGUCUACAGCAGAAGUAGCCAAGAUUGCACCCUCCAGAUAUUGUUGGACUACAACUCCCAUCAGCCUUAGCCAGCAUGGUCAGGGAUGAUGGGAGUUGUAGUCCAAUAAGAACAGGAGGGCACCUCAUUAGCUGGCCGGCAUUAACUUUGGUGGGUUCAGGCAACUAGUAUUCCCAGCCCUGCCUGGAGGUUCCAAAAGGUUUCUGCAUGCAAAAGUAUGGAUGGUCCUUCCCCCAGAGUUGGAUGGAUGUCAUUCUCAACAAAGGUCUCUUAGAUAAGGCAUGAGGAAUGUUUGCCUACCUUAUGCUUCUCUCCAGACUUUGAUGUCUCGGUGUCUUCUCUUCUUGCUCUUCUCCACUGGUGUCCCCUCGCCCCUUGUUUCCUGUUUGUGGACCACUGGUAGCUCACGGACAACAGUGAAAGCACUGUUAAGCACCACUGUUGUUAUGGGUAUCGCGACACAAAUGGCACUUGUCUGAAAACAGUCACAGUAUUUUCCUUGGAAACACUGAUUAAGCAUUCCCUGUUAAGACACCCCCAAUUUUACAUCCCAGAUAGGCUGUAUAGAAUAAGGUUACCAGACAUCCCUGUUUCCUGGGGACAGUCCCCAGAUUUACAAAUCAGUCCCCUGACAAAAUCCUAUCAUUCCUAUUGAAAUUGAAAAGUGUCCCCGGAUUCAUUGAAAAAAAUCUGAUAACCGUAGCAUAGAAUUGAAAAAAUGAAAAGGGGAAAUCAAAAAACACUCAGCUUUCUCCUGAUUACAGUACUUGGGGUCUCGUCAUCAUAUUUGUACCCCACCUAUCUGACUGUGUUGCCCAAUCCACUUAGGGUCAUGUGUCCUUUGCCAGUGAGUGCAGGGGUUCUGUGAAAGGAAACUGUGGAUCAGGCUGGGAAGUGGACAUCCAGCAAAGUUGGAAGUUUCAGAAAGGACUACUUCCUGCAACACAUAGUUAUAAACUACGGCAUUCACUCCCAAAGGAGGCAGUGAGAGGGCCAGCAACUUGGGUGGCUUUCAAAGAGGAUUAGACAAAUCCAUUGAGGAGAAGGUUAUCGAUGGCUACUAGCCAUGAAGACUAUGCUGUGCUGCCAGUGCUUAAAAUCAGGAAUGCUUCUGAAUACCAGCUGAUGGGAAGAGCAGGAGGGGAGACUGCUCUUGUGCUCAAGUGCUGCUUGUAGGUUUGCCAUAAUGGGCAUCUGGAAGGCCACUACAAGAACAGGAUGAUGGACUAGAUCCAGCAGGCACAUCUUCUGUUCUUCAGUCUUGUGAGAGGUGCUGAGUAGUGGGAGUUAUGGGUAGAGCAGCACUUGACAGUCCUACUGCCUUGGGGAGCCUCCAACUAGAGCUACGAAGAAAUCGUCAAACGUUUGCUUGUGAGGUUUUAAUGCAGGGGUUGGCAACCUGCGGCCCAUUGGCCCACUGGGGUCGUUUAAACGGCCCAUGAGCUGCCCCCGAGCUGAGCCGCCCACUUGGCGAGUCCCUGUGCGUUGCGCUAAAGUGCUGCAGCGUGGAGCAGGGACUCUCUUCCACAGCGCUGGACAUCGCGUCUGCACAGACGCAUUCCGCCCACAAAGUGAUCUCUGCAGGAGUGAACUGGCCCAGGCAAGGUAAACCUUUCUGACCCCUGUUUUAAUGUGACCUUUGCACAUGUAGGAACAAGAAGCAUGUUCUUUUCAGUAAUUAGAAAACUCAGAAGAGGACAGUGGAGGUGCUUUUCUGGAAUUCUGCAACAAGUGCAUUUGCAUGGGUCUUGGAAGUGCAGAAUCCUUCGCAUCAAUGCCUUCCAGCUGUUCGGGUUUAUUUUCCAAGACCCCCAUUCUAAGUGUGUCCCCCCCUCCCAUGUCUCUCUCAGCCUUCUCCCUGUCACCAAAGGCCAACCUCAACAGAGGUAUGUGAAAGUACUUGGCUUGUUUAUUGGUAGAAACAUUUCAUGCAAUUCCUCUGGAUACUCCCCCCCUUUUAUAUAUAUAUAUAAAAGUUUUCAGAUUGUUGCAGCCACACAUACUUGAGAAUGCCCUUAGUGUUUUCCAUUUCAGCGCCACCGAUAUGAAUCUGGUGAUCUGAAAUUGGAUUCAGCUGUGCUUGGAACAGCCAAGGCUCCUUCUUGAAUGCAAAGCAAUCUGGGCAGAGGUGCCUGGCGCUCGACUGGCUAGAUUUGUGCAAGAGCCUCCGUGGCUUGAGAGAGCUGCUCCUUCUUGCUUCCAAGACGUAGGGCUUCUAUGUUCUUAGGAGUUGUUCCUUGUGAAGGCUAUCUUGGGUUGUGGGUUCACAAACUGGCCUUCCGCAAAUCACUGUUAUGCAGGCGACAAAUCUGGUGCUCACCAGGCAGUUUUGGACUACAACUCUCAUCACCCCUGGCCAUUGACUGUGCUGGCAGGGGCUGAUGGGAAUUGUAGUUCAGCAACAUCAGGAAAGGUGCCAGGUUGGUGAAAUCUGGGUUAGCCCCUCACAUCUCUUCUCAGGGAAGUUGAGAUUAUCCCAAAGGAGGUGGCUUUGGCGGCAGAUACCGAAAGAUUUAUGAGUGUCUAAGAAAACAUAGGGAUCCAUUUUGAAAUUAUCCAGCAUUGUUUUUUGUUAGCUGGCCAGUCUCUGGACUGAAACCCUUUCCAAACUCCUUGCGUCUUUGCUCCCGCACCCCAUGAUAGAGCCCCAGGAUGUGGUCUGAAGGCUUAUGAAGCCACCACCUUGGUGAAGCUAAGCAGGUCUGGGCCUGGUGAGUGGCUGGAUGGGCAACCCCAUGGGCUCACCCCCCCCCCGGGUUUCUGGACAUUUGAUAGGUGGGUGAUAAAUGUACAAAGUAAAUUAAUGUUAUUGGCCAGAAUGUUCUGACUUCCUGGUGACUCCUGUCAUCGAGUUGUUGGUUAUUUUCCCCCUACCCCAACCAGAUGCCACAACUGGGAGCCAUUAGCUCUAAGAAAUGUGACUCAGACUGUUACGUGCCCUCUGCCGUUCUUCCUGGUUCUUGUUCCUAAUGGAUUGGUGCAAAGUCAUAAGUACAGUGGUACCUCGGGUUAAGAACUUAAUUCGUUCUGGAGGUCCGUUCCUAACCUGAAACUGUUCUUAACCUGAGGCACCACUUUAGCUAAUGGGGCCUCCCGCUGCCGCGCACUAUUUCUGUUCUCAUCCUGAAGCAAAGUUCUUAACCUUAGCGGAGUCUGUAACCUGAAGCGUCUGUAACUUGAAGCGUCUGUAACCCAAGGUACCACUGUACAUGAGAAGAGCCUGCUGGACCAGGCCAGUGGCCCGUCUAGUCCAGUAUCCUGUUCUCACAGCGGCCAACCAGAUGUCUGUGUGAAACUCGCAAGCAGGACCUGAGCACAAGAGCUCUUUCCCCUCCUGGCAUUUCCAGCAACUGGGAUUCAGAAGCAUUGCUGCCUCUGACUCUGAAGGCAAAGCAUAGCCAUAUUGUUGUUGGCAGCCAUUGAUAGUCUUGUCCUCCAUGAAUUUGCCUACUCCUUUUUUAAAGCCAUCCAAGCUGGUGGCCAUCCCUGCCUCCUGUGGGAGAGAGUUCCAUAGUUUAAUGAUCUUUUUCCUGCCCUGGAUUGUCCAACAUUUAGCUUCAUUGGAUUCUCAUGAGCUGUAAUGUUGUGUAAUGUAAUGAAACGUUAGGAGAGAGGGACAAAAUUUUUCUGGGCCCGCUUUUGCCAUACCAGGUAUAAUUUUGUAAACUUGUGUUAUGUCGUUUCUUCCUACCUUUUUCUCUAAAGUAAAAAAGUCCCAAAUGCUGCAAACUUUCCUCAUAGGAUAGUCUCUCCAUCCUCUUGAUCAAUUUGGUUGUCCUUUUCUCUCAGGUAUAGGAGGCAGCCGGUAUUGGCAAGACCUUCUGCUCCUCCGGUGGCAGCCAUUUUGUGUUCUGGGGCUCUGGAGGGAGGGAGUUGAGUCCUAUAGCUGUGUUGCUGCUCAUGUUCUUAAAUAUGCUGACGCUGAGCCCUCUCUUCUUCUUAAGUGAGGAUAAUUGUGCCAAGACCGCCAGAAAAGAGCUUGCAGAUUGGGAUAUUUCUUUUCACAGGGCCGGAGUGGCAAAUUCUGCAUCGUUCUAGCCCACUCAACUUUUGUCAAAGUCGGCCCAGAAUUAUUUAAAGCCCUGAUCUUUCUUCUUCCCCCACCCUCCCGCCAACCCUACAAACCCCCGUCAGCCCUGCGUUCUUUCCAUCCCCCCCCCCCACUUAUUUAGGCAUGCUGCGAAGAAUGCACAAUUAAAAACAGCUGGUUAUGAAAAUGAGUUUUCCCCUCGAAGGCAGGAGCAAAACUCUGCGCGCAGAGAGGGGCCUGGCGGAGUUGGAAUUGGCAUUUGUUUCUGCUGCUGCAUGUUCCUCGCUUGUUCCUUAAUGCUGCCCGGCGGCCUUUUUCGGCGCUCCUAGCCUCCCCAGCUCUCUGCUCCUGGGUCUGUUGCUUUUGAAAUGCUCACUGUUUUCAUGCGCUCUCCACCCCUCCCUCCCCUCCGCGAGCGCCUUUCCCCCAUUCACAUUAAUGUAAACACAUGUUGCCUGGGGCGUAACGUGAAUUCCCAAAGCGGUAUUUUGCGCGCACUGGAAUCUUUUGUGGAUUUCGGCACCGCAUUUGCAUAUACAAGCAGCCAUCCUGGCUUCAUAAAAGAAAGAAAAAGUAGAAAACGAGGCAGCGUUUCAGCAACCUUGCAGCAGUUGUAAAUUGAUUGGUAGGGAGGAGAUGGCUAUGAAUCCAUCAGCGGGAGAUUCCAGCUAUCUAGAAAUCGAUGGUGAUGUAAUACUUGGAGGAGGAUGUGCGUUUCUAUAUUUCAUUAUCUCUAAUCGAGCUUCGUUCAUUCAGAAGAGGAUUACCUGUCUCAUGUUUUUGGCUGUGCAUUUGAUAACGUGAACUGUCUGUGGGUCUUUCCAUUUCCCUGUUGCACAUCAUAAACAUUGGGCGUAUAUUGGUGGGGCUGGAAUAUAGCCAGCCCCCCAGCAUCUCUGUGUCCAAAGAUUUGGUUCAUAUUUUUAACAGGAAAUCUGUAAGGUCCAGGGUGCGUUAUUUGUAUGUUGGCAUGCUGAGUUGGUGUUUGUAUGCUCUCCCCCCACCCCAAGUCUGGCACCUCCAUCAACAACCCUCAUUUCCAUGGCUGGAAGAAUAUCUGAAAUAUUUAGAAGUGGCACCAGAUUUUGAGGAGCAAGCCCCGGUGGAGCAAUGAGAUGCUAAAAUUCCUCAGCGUCAUUUUGGGAGACAGCACUCUUGGAUGACAAGUUGCUUUAUGCAGAAAUGUUUGUUUCCUUGGUUGAUUUGUGUCCUGUCUUCCGGUAGUGGAAACUUGGAAUCGUAAGAGAUGGAGGGGGACCCCCAAAGGUCAUCUAGUCCAACCCCCUGCAAUACAGGAAUCACAGCUGAAGAAUCCCUGACAAAUGGCUGUCCAGCCUCUGUUUAAAAACCUCCAAUGAAGGAGAGCCCGGCUACCUUGCGAGGUAGUUCGUUUCGCUGUCAUCACUCUUGCUCCUCUUUUAAAUACUAAAAACUUGCUUUGGGACCCACCCACCCCUAUUUCACCAGUUUUGAGACUGAAAACUGCUUUGUUCAGAAUCCGGCCUGAUGAAGGGUUCUGGAGAUCUCAAAAGCAUGCUCACUUAUUUUGUGGCGUUUUGGUUGGUUCUGACGUGGAGGGCACCCUGUUAAUGAACACUGUCCUGAGACAAAGCCUGAUGGAGGAAACAGAACAGCUGCCUAAAAGUUGGGGUGCAGAUGAUUAUUUUGAGAAUUGCUUAGUUUCCCCCCUGGUGGAAAUCAGAUUUCUUCCUUUUGCGAUGAUGUCAUCAGCUGGAAUGCCAGCAUAGCUGAUGGGCCCUCCUUGCAAGUGAAUGAUGCGAUGUGGAGGCUUUCAAGUUUUGCUCAUUUUUUGGGGAAGAGUACUGCAGGUGGAAGUCAAGAGAGUAGGCAAAUGAUCAAGCGGAGGCUGGGCACUCAUUUCCUUUUCUUUGAUGGGGUUCUUAUUUCAGGUCUAACCAUUUCCUUGGCGGCACCACUUUGCAAGAUUCUCUGUAUUCCCUGUUAAAAGCUGAAGGUUGCAUUACGGCCAGCCGAAGGUCUCUGGUUAAGGCUUAAUGGGGUUUCCCGGUGGAAUUCAUCCUAUAAACAUCUACUCGAUGACUGUCAGUAGAGCCUAGUAAAUUGGUUGUUAUGCUAUGUACGGAAUAGACUCCUGGAUGUUGUGGUGAUGGUAGCAAAUGGGAAUAGAUUUAAAGGGGGAUUAAACAAAAUUUUAGGACAGGACAGAUGGGCCUAGCAGAUCGGAAGCCGUGACCCCAAAGAGGAGAGCCCAUUCCUUGCCCAGUCAGACUCUGCUAGACCCAGUAACUGGCAGGCCUGGAGGUUCUGGAAAGUACAGUGGGAGCUUCCCAUUGGGGCACAUAGUUGGCCACUGUGAGAACAGGAUACUGGACUAUGAAGGGGUUCUUGGCCUGAUCCAGCACUCAGCCUUUUCUCACAUUCUCUUGCCGCACAUUGGGCCCUGAUAGAAACUUGGAACCUGCAGCCACAUAUGAUUCUUAGUUUCUAAGGAAAUUGCGAAAUGGGGCUAUUUUUUGCCUUUACCCAGCAUCCAGACCGUUGGCCCUCCUCUCUGUCUAUCUUCUUUUCUUUGCAGAAUUCUGGUCAAAGUAUCCCAGGCUGCUCCCCUCCUGUGGAAAGAAGCAGGAGAUUGAAUAGGUUGCGAAUUCUAUAAAGCGUGCAAGAAUGGAUGAAUGCCCUUCUCUGAUAUAGUCUCCGGGGCCAGAGAAACGAACCCACAAGCAGGUUUUGAUGUUUCUUGUUACCAAGGAGCAGCUUCCACCAGACCCAGCUGUUGUUGUGAUGGGAGGUGUCAUCCAAAACACAUAGUGGGCAACAGGUUGGCAAAAUCUGGCUUGGAGGCUCCUAUAGGGUUCAUUGUGAAUAUAGAUUGUUAGGUUUCAAGCCCAGAAAGGAAGAUUCCUUAGCAAUUCUUUAUUUUCUGUCCUUGAAAAGGAGAUAUUCUGGGGGAAGGAAGCCUGAAAUGACCGAUGGUAACUCCAGAAUGAUUAGCGGUUGCAUUUUUGAGACAUAACAGGUUUCUCUUUAAAUGACUUGUUGUGUAAAUGUUUAAAGUACUUCCUGAAAUUUAUACAAACGCACUUGGUAGGCCUUCAGUCAUGGUCGGAGCUGUUAGCUCAGCUAUCUUUUCAGGACAGGCUGAGUAGUUUUGGGAACAACCCAAACACAGAUCUUUCCAGAGGCUAAUUUUGGACCCAAUAGACUACACAUUCUCUGAGAACCUUUCUUGCCCGUAUUGGGACAAAGCAACCUUGGAGAGGCCUGCCUCAAGGCCAUAAGGACUCCAGGGCUCUGGUGCUCUUGAUUAGCUUGUGCUAACAUUUGGCAGGGAACUCUUGUGCUUCCAUAUUCACUGUGCGUGGGGGAGGCAGGUCUACUGGGGCAAAUGGGGGCCCUGCCCCACUGACCUCAGCCUAUCCUCAGCCAGCCACUCACUUACUGACCAGGGGGUGGCCCUGCCUGCCAGUUUCCUCCCUAGGCUUGGGCAAUGUAUUGGUACGUCAUCCAGGACAGGCUUGAGGGCCAGAUCACAAUGGUGUUUUGACCCAGCUGUAUAUUGAGAGUGGGAGUUGCCAGCUGUUGCCUUAGCUUCUCCGACCCAGUGGGCGAGCUGCCUCCUUCAUCCCUGCGCCAGGCGUUGGCAGCAGCGACUUCACCCUGGUGCCUUUCAAGGCCAGCGGAAGUGUUCUUUCCUUUUCAACAUUGUGAUGUAUUGCAAUGAUUAGCUGGUGAUGCUUCACAACGUUGAAAACCUGAUAUCGCUCAGCCCUAUACCUCUCUCUUCAUCCCAGGUGUCGCACUUGUAGAUUUUAACAGUGAGGACAAAACUGGACUUAUUUGCUCUGGUGCUACCUACUCUCAGGCUCCCUGUCUUCUGCCCCACCAGCCCAGCCCAGUGCCUCUGCCAUUGCUUACUGGAGUUCACAGGGAAUAAACUCCAUUGGUUCCCCUUCACCCUUCCAUAGCUGUGCUGCCUUUGACCCGGCAGUGGUGGGAUUUGGGGUGUCUGUACGUUUUAAGUUACCUUCUGUGUAAGCGUUGCAGCUGCUGAACUGGACUCUGGGCACCAUGAAAGCAUCUCCCAGGGGACGGGAAGGGCCACAUCUCUUCAUAGGGAACUUUUUGGGGGGCCACAUGUCAUUGGCGAAAGUGGGUUUAUCCAUGGAUGUGCCCCCUACCCUUUGCAUAAUAGGCUGGAUUGCAGGCACGCAAAGGCCAGUGGUUUCUGCACAAGCCACAAACACACCUCUCCAACAUCCAUCCAGGAAAUGAGAGGCAUUUUCACUUUCCAAGGACGUAUUUCGGCCAGGCCAAAGUGCUCAAGGAACGUGUGCUUGCAAGCCCCUUCAUUAUAUUUGACACACAGCUCUCACCCCCUCUGGAAGUUUCCUUGUGCAGGAAUUGGUUUCAGGCAAUUUCCAGUGCCCCUCUCCUUCCCCACCAGCCCUAGGUGGCCACAACCCCCCUGCACUUUGCCACAGGACCGUGAAGUGACGAAGUGACAGACCGGACUCCUUUUUUCCAUUACCGGGAGCCCUCGCUUGCGUCAAAGGGGGAAAAAAGACUCUGCACCUCCAAACACGUCGGCAACGAGUGCAGUUUCCAUCUGGAAAGCCCUGGGGACUUCACAGUAAUUUGCUCGGUCACUUCAUUCCCCUGAAAUGUCAGCAGUUCUGAGCAGGGGCACCAAGGACUGUUUCUUUCUUGCAAGCGGAGCAGAGUCAUAAAGCUUAAGAAAUGAGAAUUUUUAUUUUAUUUUAAAAGCUGAGAUUGAGGAAAGGGGUUGGGGGGAGAGAGGAAACGUGUUUAUUUGCCCUGCGGAGUAUGACUUUGUAUUGCUGUGAGAUGAUGGUGCAUGAGGAACGACAGUGGCGAUUUGGAAGGCAUUUCAAAUGCAUGGGCUCUGCGGAGGGAAGGCUGCAUUUAAGUCCUGCACUCCCAUAAUGUUUUCUCCUGCUAAAUCAUUCCAAUGUUCCCGCAUUCCUUGCAUUUCUCAGGGCACUGCUAGUUGUUGUUAUUUUUAAUAUAUUGUGGUAACCUCAUGCCCCCUGCCGCAUCUGAAUGGUUUUCUUUGGAAGUUACCCCGUUUUGGAAACCGUUUUGGGACAUUCAGAGGUUCUCUAGUCUGAGUUGGAGGAAGAGGCUGUGCGGGGUGUGUGUGUGUGUGUGUGUGUGUGUGUGUUUUCCUUUGCAAACAGCCAGUUACAUUUUCCAGUCCUGUUGAAAUUGCUCUGCAAACAGAGGACCCAAUUCCUGCCCUCUCAGAUGGUGGUAUAAAUGAACAUAAGAGGCUGGUUGCUGAAUCAGGCCAAAGACUCAUCUAGUCCGGCAUCCUGUUCUCACAGUGGCCUACCAGAUGCCUCUGGCAAGCUCACAAAGAAAUAGGUUGAGUGACUUGAGAAACGUUGGACCUAAAUUGGGACUCACACUGUUUAUCAACCAGGCAGAAAAUGAUAGCUGGCCAGUACCCUGAUGUAAUGGACAAAUCUGACAGACUGCAAUGCAAGCCUUACAUCCGCAGUAGUCUUGCUAUGUGACUUUACGCAGGUCACUGUAUCAGUUCCUCAUCGGGGGAUGGGAAACCUAAGUAGCCAUGACCUACCUCACAGGGCUAGUUGUGAGGGCAAACACAACAGGGAAUGUAAAAAUUAAAGGACCAUUGAAAUAAGAGUCGGGUUUUUCCAUUCAGUUAUCCCUGCUUAUUAAAUAUUCUCUCAAUCCAUACCAAAGUCCAAAUUCUGCUACCUGCAGACCCACAUUUCUGCAAAUGGAAUAAAUUUAUGCUAGUGUAUCAAGGCUUUGCUGUACAUUUUCCUUCUGUUUCUGUGCUAGAGAAAAGCGUAGACAAAUUAUAAACUAAGAAUAGUGACAUCUAGUGACAGAACAUAGUAUUAGCCCUGAUGAGAGGGUUUGUUUUUUAAGGUCACAGAGCAAAAAAGGAACAUCCAAAAAGGCUUUUCCUUUCACAUUUACAGGCAAAAGGAUCCUUCACACUUGCAGAUUGCCUAUCACCAAAGAUCUGUUCCAUGAAUGAUGCUCAGUCAGCUGCACUUUGCAUACAGUGGAACCUCAGGUUGUGAACAUGAUCCGUGCGGGAGGCACGUUCGCAACCCACAGUGCCGCACAUGCGGGUUGCGAUUUGGUGCUUCUGCAUGAGCACCGAAACCUGGAAGUAACCCAUUCUGGUACUUCCAGGUUAAGCGCGGUGUGCAACCCGAAAUCUUGUAACCUGAAGCGUCUGCAACCCGAGGUACCACUGUAUUUGGAUUUGUACCAUGCAAAUUCAGAUUAGGAGUUAAGAGUUCUCUUCUCUUCGCUUUAUGAAAUGGUCUCCAUUUUCCCUAUCCAUUAAGCAUGCUUCAUUCUUUCCUGUCACAACAGCAUCUCCCAACCUGGUGCCCUCCAGAUGUUUUGCACCAGAACUCCCACCAGCCCCAGUCAGGGGCAAUAGUUUCAUCAGUACCAACCCAAAAUUUAGUAAUCCUGAACAUUACUUUCCACAAGAGCAAGUGUGGAGUAAUUGGUCAGAUCAAAUAAAACACUCAGCUGUGUUUUAUUAGACUUAAGAUCUCAUUUGGCAUCGGCGGAAAAUGUUAGCACUUUAUUGAUUUAUGGAGAGCACCUUCUGUUGCAAAGUGGCACAUCAGAAGAGGAGGAGGGGAAUUUGGAGGAUAAUGGUGGGCUGAUGACUCUAAGAAGGAGAGGAAAAGCUGUUAAAAGAGAAGUAUCCUCUGUCGCUUAGAUGCCUCUCCAAAAGUCCAGUUCAAGUCACGAGUCCUGUAAAUGUUUGAAAUUGCCUUAUAAUUUCCUUAGAAGGGAAACGGAAGAGAAUGCAAAUUAAAAGGGAGACUAUCUGCAUGCAAAGUAUGGGCUCUGUGAUUGAACUGUGUGGGUUACCCAAUAGCUUUUAAGAACUUAAGAGGAAACCUGCGAUAUCAGGCCAAUGGCCCAUCUAGUCCAGUGUCCUGUUCUCACAGUGGCCAACCCAAUACUCCAGUGGGAAGCUUGCAAGCGGGACCUGAGCGCAACAGCCACUCUCCCCACCUGAAUUUCCCAGGAACCGGCAUUCAGAGGCACACCUCCUCAGAUAGUGAAGGGAGAGCAUAGACACCAUGCCUAGUAACCAUUGAUUCCCUUAUCCUCUGAGAAUCCAUCUAACCCUCUUUUCAAGCAAUGCAAGGUGUGGCCUUCAUUGCCUCCUAUGGGAGCAAGUUCCAUAGUUGAGCUAUGCUCUGUGUGAUGAAGUCCCCCCCCUUCCUCUAUGCUCUGAAUCUUCCAACAUUCAGCUUCAUUGGAUGCCCCAAUAAGAUGUUUAGGUAGAGGCUCCCCCCUCCCGAAAGUAGGAAGAGGCAACACAUCUAGGGCCCAGAGCAAAAGAUCCAGGACUCAGGCUUCUUGGGCCACCCCACCUAACAAGCUCAUCUCUGCAAUCAUAAGGGUCAGGUGCUUGUUCAUUUGAGGAGUGAUGCUGAGAUCCUCAGGCAUCCAGUGGGUGCAAUAGAUAAUAUUCUGGAAGCUGGAUAAAAUGGCUUGUGUUGCAAUCACAACCCCCUGUUGAAUGGAUCACAGAAAGGCUCUGCUUUAGAAAUCUUGCUUUUGCUUUCUUGGUGAUGCCUGUUUGUUCUCCACACACAGAAUUACUGAGGGUUCUUGUGCUGUUUCCUGAAGUGCACAGUUUUAUCCAGCUAGGGACGGCAUGCGGAUGUUUAGACCACGGAGGAAGUCAGCUUGCUGGUUUCUGAGCUCUGUAUACAGUGGAGAGCCUUCCAAAAUAACAGACUGUAGUCUUAAGUGCCAGGAAAAUUGCAAGAAGCCAAGCCCAGUCUAAGCAAAUAAUUGGUGAUGUGGGCUGCUGCUGCUCCUUCUUUUUCCCCUACCAAUUUUGCAUUUAACUCAGAAAGUUGGAAGGUUGUUUUUGUUAACUUUGGGAGAGCUGAAAUCUUCUGCCAGGGUUGAAGCAAUAAAGCAUGCCCACUAGCAGCAGGCAACAAGCUGAUAGCGAGUUGGUUUAUUUUUAGGUGGCAUUGUUUUGUGUGUUUGUGUGUGUGAUUUUCCUUUGGUGAGGUUCCUCCUGGUCUUUUGGUGGGGAGCAUUUGCACACUGCUGAGUCACUGGAAGGGAUUGCAUCCAGUUUUCACACAACUGCCUUGAAAGAAGCAACCAGACUAAUGGAAAGCAUUAUCAAACCACCUUCUCGGCUUGCAGCAAACUAAUUCUGUUUCCAGUGUGGUUGGGGCUUGAGGAGAGUAAUUGAACCUGGGCCUGAACAUCCUGCUGGACUGACUUUGCACACCUGCUUCUGGCUCCUGGACUACCGUUUCAGCCCUUGCUGACUCCCUUUUGCACGCUCAGUUUUUGUGUGCUUUUGGGUAGUUGUGCCAGCACGGCAAGCUGCUGAGCUGAGCAACUCUGGAGCUCACCCCUGUGGUCAAAAGCUUCUCCCCAGAGAGUUACACUCCUGGUCACUUGGUAAAUUUGUUUCAGAUGACAAUGGCGGCUUUGGAGAGAUGGGACCUCCAUCCUCUCUCUGCUUUCCAGACUCUCCUUUUUAUCUCCCCAGCAGGGAGGCUCUUCCUAAUGUUAUAAUUACCUGCAAACAUUGUGGUUCGUUGAGGUGGAGCUUGCAGGAGCGGGGGGGGGGCAGGCGGUUAUUUUAUUUCAAGUCAGCUUGGAAGCCGGAGUCUGUUGCAGUCAUGCCAUCACCCUGAAAGCGGGGCUUAAAUUACAGGCUUGACUGUGGCUUCCCCCCACCCCUUUUUUUCUUUCAGAAUUUGUGCCAAGUUGCAAUUUACUUAAUGAAAUCCUGCUCUUUGGUUCGGCGGGGAUAUCUUUUGCAGAUGUUGACUCGACUCAGACCUUCCCCAAGCUGGCGCCCUCCUGAUGUUUCAGACCACGACUCCCAUCAGCCCCCGCUGCCAGCACUGCCGUGAUGUUGAGGGGGUUGAUGGGAAUCACAGCCCAAAACAUCUGGAGGGUGCCAGUUUAGAGAUGGGCUGAUUUAAUCCCAUGUUUGUGUGUGCUUGCUCUCUCCCCCCCCCUUUGCACUGUUUUUUUAAAAAUGUGAACCGUGCAGUUUUGUUUCCGGCUUUGUUUUGUUCCUAACAGUGUUGCGAUGGCUGCCACCAACUCUGUCCGUGUGCGGGGGGAGAAAGUGGCUGUCACGUCCUGCCUAGCUUCUCUUCUCUUGCUCCCCCCCCCAAAAAAAAUCGACAGGACCUCUUAAGGAAAUAAACCUUAGAGAAAAAGAACUUUGACAUAUGCCAUCACAGAUCUUCAUGUACCCUCUGAUUUGUAAUGGCCAAACAGAUCAGAUGUCUCUCUCUCACACCCCUUUUCUGAUUUUCCUCUGCCUCUGGUGUUGGUUUUGGUGUGGGAAGGGGUUGCUUUCCUUAGGCCUUCGGCUCACCCCUCUUCUUCUGCCAAAGCUGCACUGAGGUCACAGGAUCACAGCCCUGCAAAAGUCCUAAUCCAAAAUAGCACUGCGUUGUUGUUGUUGUUGUUGUUGUUGUUGUUGUUGUUGUAAAUUUCCUUAAUCGCCAUUACAGUGGUACCUCUGGUUAAGAACUUAAUUCAUUCUGGAGGUUCAUUCUUAACCUGAAACUGUUCUUAACCUGAAGCACCACUUUAGCUAAUGGGGCCUCCCGCUGCCACCGUACCGCAGUGGCGCAAUUUCUGUUCUUAUCCUGAAGCAAAGUUCUUAACCCAAGGUACUGUUUUUGGGUUAGCGGAGUCUGUAACCUGUAGUGACUGUAACCCGAGGUACCACUGUACUAACAACCCCAAAGUGCGGUAGCAUUGCACCGUAUGCAAAGCAAGCAAGCAAUGAAAACAAUAAGAGAAAGAAACAACCACACACCAAUUCAAAUCAAGACACUCUCUUUCCCAAGACGACUUGGAUGGCGAAUGUUGAGCAUCCAAGUCCAAAGCAUAGGAAAUAAAAUCCCACCAGCAGUUUUGAAAUUAGCCAGGCGCCAAGCACAUUUUGCUACUGACACAGAUCCAGUUACGACUUCGUGGAGCUUUCUGGGCAUCAGGUUGGCAUCCACAGUUUAAAAACCUAUGUCUUAGUCUAUACCAUUUCCACUUCCACUGUGGAAAUGUGUGUGUGUUUCUCCUUCUUGCACACUGGGACAUGUGAAUUGUUGUAAGAGCAAGUUACACUCAAACAAUGUGGCUCAGAUAAUAGAAUCAUAGAAUUAUAGCGUUGGAAAGAGGGAUCCCAGGGGUCAUUUAGUCCAACCGCCUGGCGAAUAGGCCUUCCGUUGUGUGGCGAUUGUAACCGAGAUUUGAGCUGCCAUUUGGCACCUAGAUUAUAUACCUGAGUUUCUAACAUUGCCCACCAGAUGACAUAAAAGCAGCCUGGAUCCUUCAUCUCUCUGGAGAUGUGCAGUUUAUGUAUUACUUUUUCUGCAGUAGCCAAAGUCUUGUACCACAGAUGUAGAUCUUUCAAGACUACGGGGCUAUUGAAAUCCUAGCUGCCGCCCACAUCCAUGUCACAAGCUCUUUAGAGCAGCAAGCUUUCAUGUUGUCUGUCUACAUUUUCAGUAAUGAUGGUUGUGCCAGUUUUCUCAGGUACCCCAGCUUCAUCCUGGCAGUGGGGUGGCUUGGUUCCCUGUUUGCUGAGUUGCCUGUUGAGGUGUUUUGUCUGUUACAGGGGCAGGGAACUUCUGUCAGCCUGAGGGCCGCACUCCCUUGCAGGCAAGCUUCUGGGGGCCGCAUGUGAGUAGCAGUGGGCAGGACCAGAGGCAAAAAGUCGGUCAAGCAGAAGAUGGGAUUUUUGUAAUAGUGGGCUAUUUUCCAGGAUGAGCCAAUGUAGUAUAAAGCCUAAGAGCAGGGGUAGGCAAACUAGGGCCCGUGGGCCGGAUGCGGCCCAAUCACCUUCUCAAUCUGGCCCGCGGACGGACAGGGAAUCGGUGUGUUUUUACAUGAGUAGAAUGUGUCCUUUUAUUUAAAAUGCAUCUCUGGGUUAUUUGUGGGGCCUGCCUGGUGUUUUUACAUGAGUAUAAUGUGUGCUUUUACAGUGGUACCUCGGGUUAAGUACUUAAUUCGUUCUGGAGGUCUGUUCUUAAUCUGAAACUGUUCUUAACCUGAAGCACCACUUUAGCUAAUGGGGCCUCCUACUGCUGCCGCACCGCCGGAGCACGAUUUCUGUUCUUAUCCUGAAGCAAAGUUCUUAACCCGAGGUACUAUUUCUGGGUUAGCGGAGCCUGUAACCUGAAGCGUAUGUAACCUGAGGUACCACUGUAUUUAAAAUGUAUCUCUGGUUUAUUUGGGGGGCAUAGGAAUUCGUUCAUAAUUUUUUUUCAAAAUAUAGUCCAGCCCACCACAUGGUCUGAGGGAUGGUGGACCGGCCCACGGCUGAAAAAGGUUGCUGACCCCUGCCUAAGAGUGUUGCUUGCAUCUUCCGGAGGCAUCCACAGCCAAAAGGGGAUUUGAUCCUAGGCUCUGUCUUCCCUCAUCCUGUUCUAAACUCUCAAUGCCAGCCUGAUGCCUCCUAGAUGUUUUGGGCUAUAGCUCCCAAACAGGCUGGGACUUACGGGAGUUGUAGUUUAAACCACCUGGGGGGGCGCCAGGUGGUCACAGGCCAUUGUGGCAUUCCUGGUAAAACCUCACGCCUCUCUUCAAGGCUUCUCCCUCUUUCCCUGGUUUUAACUGUGUGCUUUCCAUCAAAAAAUGCAAAAGGGGGAAAAACGUCUGUAGAGUUUGGGGUUUCUUUGUUGUGGGUAACAAGCUGUGAACGCUAGGUCUUGCGGUUGCAUUAUUAUCAGAAGCGCAGGGCAAACGAUGCCCGCUGCCUCAGCCAGUGCAGGAAGUGGUGAGACUUGCCAGGAAUGUAACUUGCACCCUCAAGAUUAAUUAAUAACCAGCGCUGGCUUUGGGCCACGCUCCAAGGAUCAGGGAGAGAUAAAGCCAGCAAAAGGGGGCAGGCAGGGGAAUGCUUUUCUAAGAAGGGCAUUUAAAAAGGAGCUGGUGAGUUCUGUCUUUUAAAAAUGAAAUAGUACGGCAGUGCUUAGUUUUUGCAGAACCGCUGCAUGUUAUUUUGCACUUCGGCUCUGAGGCCGCAGGAUAAAACGUUUGCACAAAUCCAUUGUGUUGGGGACACCCACCCACCCUCCUGUGGCUAAGGGGUCCUCCGCAAUCAGCCGAGGCUCACAGUUUAAUCCAACCUUCGCCAAGAUGAUAUCACCUGGAUGUCUCGGACUACAACUCCCAUCAGCCCCCAGAAGUCAGUGUGGCUCUGUUCCCAUCAGUUCCCGUGCCAUAUAGCUGGCUGGGGAUGAUGGAAGUUGUAGUCUGGGGGGCACCAGGUUGGUGAAGGCUGCUCUAGUCACAUGUUGCUUGUCUCUCUACUGUCAGAGCACUGAUCUGUUGGUGAAAGCACCAAUGAUCUUAAAUGUAAUAGUGAUGCGAAGCCUUGCAAAGCAUUUCAGCGUUGCCAAACCAUCCUGUAACCACACUUCUGAAACUAGGGGUGUGUGGACAGCCCUACCCUCGGGAGAUUUGCUUUCUGGCUUCCCUAUAAUCCCUGAGUUUCCCCCCGCCCCACAAGAGGUACCUCUGAAGUCCUUUUGACUUUUUCCCUUUGGCAAAAUUUGGGGGGCAGCUCUUACGGAAACCACGAUUGCCGUGGGCCCUCUCUGUGUGUGUCCUCCGCCCAUGCACUCAACCUCAAGGAGCAGCAUAAAGAGGCGGGGAGGGGUCUUUCGAGGGAGGGGUGCGGGGAGUAAAGCGAGCUGACAGCUGACUUAACUCCGAAGGUAUGUCUCUGAAGAGUUGGCUUGUACAAACAAGCAGUUUGGGGCUGUGAAAGCGCUGCUCCAACAAUGCCCCCCCCCAACCUGUCACGGAUCGCCUGUCUUGGGACCUGCCAAUCUCGCCUCCUGCACAAUAAUGAAAUAACGAGGGAGGGAAAGCUUUUGAGGAGGGAGGGAGGGAGCUGGCGGAGUUGGUUGCAGGCCAUGCCUCUUGCAAGUUUUCCACCACCAGAUAAGUCCCUUGCUCUCCAUUGGAGCUCUUAAUGUAAUGGGAUAGUUCUGGAGGCAGGGUUUAGCUCUGUUUUAUAGUGAUGCAUUCCAGCUGAAACUUGUAAGGCUGAGGUAUUUUAAGUAUACUGGCUUGAUGAAAAUGAUUCGAAGCAGUGUUGGGGCAGGAUGCGGGAGGGGGGCAGCGGAGGUUGACGACUACAUUUUCUGGCUUUAAAGUACCAUUUUCUGCAGGGGGAAUUUUACUUCUUCCUUACUCAGCUACUUCUUACUGAGGAUAUUCGUCGUGGGCUGAGCCUUAUGAAUGAGAAAAUAUGCAGCAUGGUCUCUAGAGCAAAAGAAGGGUCACAGAAUAAAUUUCGGAGUGGUUGGAUGCAGGGAUGUGAUGCCCUGCACAGUCCCUUGAUUCGCCUUAUGGCGAGCAAAAUCAGAAUACACUGUGCAAAAGUUUUGUAGUUUAAAGAAAUGCAGAAUAGAUGAGGGAAAGGCAAAGCAUUCAGAUUUACUCCAUCUGAGUAAUAUGUGUCUGGGUCUCAAGUCGUUCCCAGAAUCCCACUUAUCUUUGCUGAUAAUUGUUCUUGUUGUUUAGUCGUUUAGUCGUGUCCGACUCUUCGUGACCCCAUGGACCAGAGCACGCCAGGCACUCCUGUCUUCCACUGCCUCAUGCAGUUUGGUCAAACUCAUGUUGGUAGCUUCGAGAACACUGUCCAACCAUCUUGUCCUCUGUCGUCCCCUUCUCCUUGUGCCCUCCAUCUUUCCCAACAUCAGGGUCUUUUCCAGGGAGUCUUCUCUUCUCAUGAGGUGGCCAAAGUAUUGGAGCCUCAGCUUCAGGAUCUGUCCUUCCAGUGAGCACUCAGGGCUGAUUUCCUUAAGAAUGGAGAGGGUUGCUCUUCUUGCACUCCAUGGAACUCUCAAGAGUCUCCUCCAUCACCAUAAUUCAAAAGCAUCAAUUCUUCGGUGAUCAGCCUUCUUUAUGGUCCAGCUCUCACUUCCAUACAUCACUACUGGGAAAACCAUAGCUUUAACUACACGGACCUUUGUUGCCGAGAAUUAGAGUUGUCUAAAUGCAGGGUAAAAUUAAAUAAAGAAGCAAGGAUUGUGCUUGGUGUCAAUUAAAAGGGGAUUCGGACAGUAAGAAGUCCAAUCUGAACGAUACCUCCGAGAGCUGCUCUACUAUUUUUAAAAACAGUAAGAACAUAAGAAGAGCCUUGCUGGAUUUAGACCAAGGCUGAGCUAGUCCAGCAUCCUGUUCUCACAGUGGCCAGCCAGAUAGCUGUGGGAAACCCACGAGCAGAACCUGAACACAGGAACACCCUCUGCCCUUGUGGUCUCCAGCAACAGGUAUUCAUAAACAUUACUAUCCCUGGUGCAGAGCAUAGAGCCAUUGUGGCUGGUAGCCAUUGAUAGCCUCCUCCUCAAUGAAUUUGUCCAAACUUCCUUUAAAGGUAAAGGUAAAGGGACUCCUGACCACUGGGUCCAGUCAUGGUCAACUCUGGGGUUGCGGCGCUCAUCUCGCCUUAUUGAACGAGGGAGCUGGCCGGCAUGACUAAGCCGCUUCUGGCGAACCAGAGCAGUGUAUGGAAACGCCGUUUACCUUCCUGCCGGAGCGAUACCUGUUUAUCUACUUGCACUUUGGCGUGCUUUCAAACUGCUAGGUUGGCAGGAGCAGGGACCAAGCAACGGCAGCUCACCCCGUCGCGGGGAUUUGAACCGCCGACCUUCUGAUCGGCAAGUCCUAGGCUUUGUGGUUUAACCCACAGCGCCACCCGCGUUCCUAAACUUUCUUUAAUGCCAUCUAUAUUGGUGGGUUAGGUUGAGAGCUGGUGUCCGGCCCGAGGCCAGCCAGUGAGCUUCAUGGCAGAGUGGAGAUAUGAACUCUGGUCCUAGUAGAGCACUGUAGCAACUACACAACACUGGGGAGUCAUGUCCUUCAUCCAAGAUCUUCAUGUCAGUUGAUGGAGGGAGUUUUCUUCUUCCAGGCAGGUUGCAAGCAGCCCUUAUAUCCUUCAUGGUUUUCAGGGAUGAAAAGACUGUCAAAGUGGAGAGAAGCCCCCCUUUUUUUUGGUCAACAGUCUCAGCAUUUAUUAUCAUCAGGUGACUCUGAAUGACAUCCUUUCCCCCACACAAGGAAGUUGCCCGUGGAAUUUUUUGCCACAAAGCCACUUGUUGCUUUCUGAGCCCAAAGCAAACCGGUUGGAGGCAGGUGGCCGAGUUCCAGGGGUCUGGCUGGAAGCCCUAAGUUACGUGACAUCCAUGUCUCUUCCGCCGCCCCCACCCCAUCCCUCCAGUCAAUGUUAUUUCCCUUGAAUGGGUUUCAGAGUUCAACAGGAACUGCAUCUUCCUCCACAAGGUUGGGCAAUUAAGCUGCCUUCGGGUUUUCGAAUCCUUCCCCUCAGAGCGGAGGCUAAGUGCUGGGUCUCAAAGGGACACCUCCUUUGGAAAACUGGAAAAUCUGAGGUGCUUUUGUUUUCCUUCCUCCUAGAAAGAAUACAUUUUUAUUACCUCUCGAUUCCACAAUUAUAUCUAUCAACACAUGCACACAGAGAGACGUAUAUAUAUGCACAUAUACAGGUGAGCAGCCUGUUCUAGAUGGGGGUUGCACUCCCCCCAAAAAAACAUUGGCUUUGCCAUCUAAAGGUGUUUAUUGAUACAGCAAUGGAAUUAGUAGCUCAAGUGACCUCUGUGGCUCAACGUGGCUUUUAUCAGCUGAUCUGCAACCUGUCAUCUUACCUGGAUGGUGAUACCUUGGCUCCUAUUCCCCAUGUUCUGAUAACGUCCCGUUUAGACUCUUGCAUUAUACAUGGGGCAGCCUUUAAGAAAGGUCCAGAGACUGCAAGGGGUCCAAAGCAGGGAUGUGAGAUUAAGUGGGUCGACCUUGUGCUUCGCCAGCUCUACUCUCUCCCCAUCACCACCUCAGUCUGUUUCCAGCUCAUCAUUUUAAAGUGCUGGCUUUAUCUCAUUUAAAGCUGUAAGCCAGUGGUUCUCAAAUGCUUGGUUCCCUAAACCCAUCCCCAGUGUCUGCUGCUCUACCCUAUAAAGAGCAUUGUUCACAAUAGUGGUCUGCGCGACUCACUAAGGAAGAGAACAACACAAUAACAUUCAAAACAGCAGCAGUGAAUUGCGCAUUUAUUCAAAAUCCAGUUAAAACUAUUUAAUUGAAUUAAUCCAACAACAUUGAUGAACUUGGUCCAGUGAUGCCAGCUUUUAGAAGUCUUGGUAGUCAUUUAAACUCCCAGUGCCCCCCUCAGUACCCCACCCCUCAGGGAGCAGUACCACCCACUUGGAGAACCACUGCUGUUGGUAACUUGGGAACAGGCCAAAGUCACUUUCUGCCAUAGUUAGGCUACCCAAACCUUUGGGUGCCCCCACCAAAUGAAGCCAGCUGGGCAACCGUCAGCAGUGGCACUCCAGUUGGAAUAGCCGGUGCAGGGAGGUUCUCCUGGGACCAACUUUCCAUCUUUUCAUUCACCCUUUCUGGUCACCCAGGUCUUUUAAAUCAAUUAGGUCACCCAAGCCUCUGUAUUUUAAAUGCAUUUAAUUUUGGGAGUUUCUGCCAGGCCUGCUUUGUUGUGUUUCUACAGUUCCUCACCCCCACAAAAUCAUUUUCCAUUUUUCUUUGUGUUCCAUUUGUUUGUUGUUGUUUCACUUGUUUAUCAUAAACUGUCCAAAUAAAUCCCACGUCAAAGGGAUCACAGCUCAGGGCAAACUGAUCUACCAAACGAUUGGGAAAUUAUUAACACAAGCAAAUGAGCCAAAGAAGAAAAGCUGUUUUCAUGUAUGCACUUAAAAAAAGAAAAAGAACAUCCCCCCCCCCCCGGGUGACUGCUACUCUUGAGAAUCCCCAAGGGCUUGGUUGAUUGCCAAAACAUGAAACCAUUUUCUUGCACCAGCCGGAUUAUUAAGCCUGUUGCAUUGUCUGGCUGAGAGGUGGGGAAAGUACCAUUAUCUCCACCCCCUCCUUCCCUUUCUCCCCCUUUAAAAUUGUAGAGUUACAACUCUCAAGUUAAAACACUCUUUUAACAAAGCUGCACAGUUCCAGAGAUUGUUCUCCAGGCAAGCGGGGUCUAUAUUUCCCCUGCCAGUGAAAUUUGAGAAUGAAAGGGGAAGGUGGGGGCAGUGUGGAGUGGGGCGGGGCAGGGGCACUAGGCCCCUGUUUUUGAAAUCCGGUGAGUCAAUGGAAUCUCUCAAGCAAAAUGAUGGCAUCAGCCUGUGUGCGAGUUAAUCGGACUUGAAGGUAUGAAGGCAGAGGGGUCAGGAGGCCGCCGUCUCGUGAUAGAUUGUCAGGGAGCUGAAUACCAGCUCCUUGCCAGGUCCGUAGCUCCGCCCUGAACCGAGAAUCCUGGCCUGGUGCUGCACAGCCACAGUGGUGGAGCCAAGUCCGGCCAGAGCUGGAGAGACCAGUCCCCACACGCAGGAGCAGGCAGAGAAUCAUUGUUUGCCUUCUGAUUCUCUGUUUGCUUACCAAUCGAAGCCUGGCAUUUCUAAGUGGCUGAGCCCCAUUUGGCCAGGGAAAUGGUAUACAGGCAGGGGAGACGCUUUCAGAAAGGAAGGGGCUCCCAUCUCUUCGACAGAGUUCCUUGGAGGAGAAGGGAAAGCAUUUUGGAGAGUUCCGGGAAAAUGUUUCCAUAGGAAUCCUCCAAAACGUUUGGGUUGGAAUAUGUAUCAGACUCCAGGGUUAUCUCUGGCAUUCUUUCUGAACUACAGUUUGAAGCAGAAUAGAAGGCGACAGCCAGCUGUUUUGGUUGGGGAAGAAAGUGACGGGGAUUGUGGAUUUUCACUGAACUUUGGUGGCAGUGGGUGAGAAUCUUUGAGACUCAAGAGGAGUCAUGAUGGCUUGAACUUGCCUUGGCCCUUCCACUGCCCUCUGGCAGACUCUCCUUCCAGCCUGGUGUCAUCCAGAUGUUUUGGAAUCUGCCUCAUCAGAAUUGGUCAGCGCUUGACAGCUGGUGGGAGGCAGAGUCCAAAAUAUCUGGAAGGUACCAAGGACCAAUAGCCUUGGAUCAAUCUUUGCCAGCCUUGUGCCCACCAGGUUGGAUGCCUGAAGACUCUUGGGAUUAGCUGUGAUUCCUACAUUGCAGGGAGUUGGCUGGAUGAUCCUUUGGAACCCUUCCAACACUGCCAAUCUUUGAAGAAGAACAACAAAAAAGGAUCCCAUUUACAAACUGGGUUACCAGGGGCUGUGGGGCACAGAGCCUGGGAUUCUGUGUACAGUAACUGCCCUGGAACAGUAUAGAUGCUCUCCCACACUCCAGAGCAAGCAUGGGGAGCAAAGAAUGAACCAAAGAAGAGUCGUAGAGUUGGAAGGGACUGCAAGGGCCAUCUAGUCCAAGCCUCUGCAAUGCAGGGACCUUUUUGCCCAACGUGGAGCUCAAAUCCCUGACCCCAAGAUUAAGUUCCGACUGAGCUGUCUUGGGGCUAUGAAGAUGUUUGCAAUAUUGGGGCUGGCCGUGUAAAACCUCUGGAUUGUGCUGGACUUCCACCCACAACUGGUUAAUGGAGCCAGGUCUCCUGUCUUGCAAGCUUUCGCUGCUGACUAGAGUAAGCUUCUUGUGGCAUCUGCAAGCUUGCAGACUCUUGGACACAGAGGAACACGGGAAGCUGCCUUUUACUGAGUCCAUCUAGUUCAGCAUUGUCUACACUGGCAGAAGCUCUCUGUGGGAUUCCCAGGCAAGGGAUAUUUCUCAGUCCUAGCUGGAGAUGCUGUGACUUAUCUGCGUGGCUCUUCCUGAGCUAGGAACAGCGAUGUUUGGCACAGGGGGUGUGGAGUGGGGGUGGGCAGCCUUAAGCCUCCUUAACAGAGUCGGGGAAAUAAAUCCUCUGAGCACUUGAGAGGCAGGAGAUGCUGGGCGUGUGCAGAACUUGAGUGUGGUUCAGCUGUGGCAGCAGAAAAGAGCCGAGCGAAAGGCGGGGCGGCCAGGGAAUUGACGCAGAUAGGGUGCUUGCAGGAGGACUUUCUGUUUAUUUUACGGUCAUCCUUGGAAUCCCCCGAAUGGUUUUUUUUGGAAAAGAGCCUGCUGAGCUCUCCAGAUUACAUGUUUUGAAAGCAGCUUCACCUUUCCAGGGCCCCUUUCAAGGAUGUCGAUUCCUGGGCUGCGCAGUUUUGCAAGUGGGGCAAUGGGAGGCAACCCUUGGGUUAUCGCUCUGCCUCUGUUUCCUGGGGCCGUAGAAUAGGGGCAGGGAAAGGAACCGGGGGGGAGGGAAGGAGGGGGGAGGGAAGGAGGGGGGAGGGAAGGAGGGGGGAUUUUCCCGACGCUCCUUUUUAAGUCCUAAAUCUUUGAUUGUCACUAACGCAGCCCUGUUGAAAGUCCAGUUGAACUGGUUUGCAAAUCGCACACACAAAAUCCCGAGCGCAUUUGGGAUAAGCUGCAUUUGGGUCGCAGAGGUCCAUUUCUGACGCCAGUUGAACACACAUCAUGAGGUUUGCUGCUUUGGAAACUAACCUGCCCUUUCUGCGUCUCCUCUUCUCCUUAGAUGCCAGCAUGUCCCCUGACGCCAUUAAGCAAAGCCAUUGGUGCAACGUCGCCUACUGGGAGCACCGGACGCGCGUCGGGCGCCUCUACACCGUGUACGAACAGUCCGUCAGUAUCUUCUAUGACCUACCUCAAGGAAACGGCUUCUGCCUGGGACAGCUGCAGCUGGAGAACAGGAACGAGACUGUCCACCGGACUCGAAGUAAGAUUGGAUAUGGAAUUUUGCUCAGCAAGGAGCAGGACGGCGUGUGGGCCUACAACCGCAGCGAGCACCCCAUCUUCAUCAACUCCCCGACACUGGACAUUCCCAACUGCCGGACUCUCAUCGUGCGCAAAGUGAUGCCUGGCUACUCGAUCAAGGUCUUCGACUACGAGAAGUCUUGCCUCUUGCAGCACGCCACGGACUUGGGGUACCCCGACGGGCCUUUCGACCCUAACAGUGUCCGGAUCAGCUUUGCAAAAGGCUGGGGCCCUUCCUACUCCAGACAGUUCAUCACCUCCUGCCCCUGCUGGCUGGAGAUUUUGCUCAACAACCACAGAUAGCCGCUCCAGCCUUGGAGGAGGAGAAGGAGGAGAGCCGAGUGGGACACGAGACUUAUCCCCAAAUAUCAUCUACCUAGAUUUAAUAUAAAGUUUUAUAUAUUAUAUGAAAAUAUAUAUUAUACUUGUAAUUAUGGAGUCAUUUUUACAAUGUAAUUAUUUAUGUAUGGUGCAAUGUGUAUAUGGACAAAAAAAGGAAAAUGCACUUUGGCUUAGAGGUCUUUCAAUACAGUUGUGUUUGUUUUUAAGGAGGAAAAAAAAUUAUACAGCAAAAAAUGGAAGUAGCGCCAUGUUUGGGCUGUAUAGUUUUUUAUAUUAAAAAAAAUAGUAAUACCCAGAAAGAAAGAAAAAGCUAAUACCGGACACUCGUUGAUAAUAAAGUAUUUGCAUUAUAGGUUUUGCCCCCC
Molecule: messenger RNA, 56647 nt
Organism: Podarcis lilfordi (Lilford's wall lizard)
Lineage: Eukaryota; Metazoa; Chordata; Lepidosauria; Squamata; Lacertidae
Source: the annotation of a GenBank genome assembly